GUCCGUCUCGUCAGUGUUGAUCGGCUCGCCAUGGCGGAAGGACGCAGAGAACAGCCCCAUCCUCUCCUCUCCUUACCUCCGGCCAGCAAGCGUCCCUGCCUGCGCCCUGCUCCCCGCGGUCCCGGUCCGGGGCCCGGCCAUGGCAGCGGCUUGCCCAGCUCCCGGUAUCGUUCUCCGGAGUCUCUCCUGGACUGCGCCGCUAAGGCAGUAGCAGAAAAGUGGGCCUUCGAGAGAGUGGAGGAGCGCUUCGAGCGGAUCCCGGAGCCCGUCCAGCGCCGCAUCGUCUACUGGUCUUUUCCUCGUAACGAAAAGGAGAUAUGCAUGUACUCGUCUUUUCAGUGCCGAGUCGCCGGCGAGGAGGGUCCGUCGGCGGCUACCGGCGGGGCUGGGGGUGCGGGGUCCGGAGCUACAACCGCCGGUGGUGGCGGGGGAUCUACCGCCGGUACGGCGGCUGCCGUCGGGGCAGCCGGAGCUGUGGGGACGGGAGACGGACUGCCUUUCCGCCGGGGUAUCAGGCUGCUAGAGACUGGCUGUGUGGAAAACGUAUUACAAGUCGGUAAGUGGGACAAUUUAGAGUAAAAAUGCGUUUUUUUCUUCCCGUGGACUGCUUCCAAAUGUGUGCCGCUGCUGCUGGAUCUGUACGGGGAUGAUUGAUGGAAGUUUUCCCUGCUGUCGUGGAAAGUAGUCAGAGCCUUUAAUUCUCUUCUGGCGAACAACACAUGGCUCUCGGUGUGUUUUUUUGCUCGAGGUUCUGUGCAGAGAAGCAUUUAUUGUAAUCUUUGCAGCUUCUACUUGUCUGUUUUUGAAAGGGGAAGCGAAGGUAAUGUUUGUGUAGCCGACCAGCUGCUGUUGAAAAAUUAAAGGGCUUCUUCCUAUUGUAGCUCUGCUCUGCCGCUUCUGUGUCUCUACCUUUAAACCGGAGGCUUGUUGAGCGUUGUAAGGAGGUUUUCUAACACGAAAAGCGGUGUUUUUGCAACUAUCGGGCACUUUUUUCCCUCUCUGGAGCUCCCCGUCGAUGAUCGGGGCUUUGCUGGAGCCGUCACCCCGGGUGAGAAGCAGGGGGAGGCGGGGAGGAGGAGGGCUGAAAGACGCGGAUACAAAAGGACCCAGCGUUUGAAGCGUCAAGGGUUUCAUUUUUAUUUGUGUGCGUCCCCUGCUGCAAAAAGUCGUUUUUCUCAACUCACCAUCGGUUGAAGGUGGCUCAGACAGGGAACAAAGGCAGUUAUUGGGUCUCUUAUUAUGAUUAAUCCAACGUUAAUCCGAAAAAAUCCCCCCGCAGCUUUCUGUUUAUUUGCUGCUGCUGCUGCUGGUCGCACCGGACAAAGAGCGCAGUCGCUACCAGCGUGUGAAAUACACGCUGUGGGUGUUUUGUGAUGUUUUAUGGUUAAAGUUAACCCCUGAGUAGCUGUUUAUAACGUUAUAAACUGCAUUUAUUCGUUUGCCUGCAGCCUCUCUCCUGUAACACAAAAGGCUCCCAGUUGAAAUGAUCGAUAAGCGUCUCACAUUUCCAGCGCUGCAGAGAGGCUGUUUCCAAACAAAGGGCCAUUCCGCAAAGCUCCAUCUCCACUCACAUUCUCAUUAGCCUCAUACCCCCGGCUCUGCACAGCCACAAAAUGAGCCCAGACACGAGGGGAAAGGGUGAGAUGAAACCCAUGGAUAGUCAAAAAGCAGCCUUUUAUGGUUACUGGGAGCACUUUUUUUUCUACGGCCAUAUGGUGCGAGAGCCACUGGAGCUUGUCUGGGGUUUCAUGUUGCUCCAAGGUAUCUGGAGGAAGGAGGGGGAAGCUGCAAACUGUGGCUGCUGCCUUCCUCUGUGACUGCUGUAUCUAAUUGCAUCUUAUAAAUGCUCAUCGAUUCCAACCCAUAACUAAAGGAAAUCUGAGCCUCCUGAAUAUGAAACUGAUCUCUGCUCUCAGUCUGGUCUGAAAAAAUGUUGUGAGUUUGAAUCUGUCUGAGAGAUUUGAUAUAUUACUUAUAAUCAGCUAAGGUAUUAGAGCCAGAUUAGUUCUGGCUUUAGUUUUGUUGUUUGCCUCCAGGCUUGGCAUGUAAACCUUAUGUAAGAAUUGAUUCUGGGCUAUAAUUUGCUAGUUAUGACCUACUUUAUCACUUCCUGUCAUCACAAACAAAUCACUCAGGUGAAGUCUUAUGAUAGUUGGUCAAACAGGAAAUAUGUGCUGCUUUUCAGAUCAAUUUGGCAUAGUGCUGCUUUAUAAUGCAAAUCCAGCACUGGCUCAGUAUUAACACCUGCGAUAAACAUGUGCAUAGGUCUGAAUUUAUGAUUUAAAUGAGAAAAACUUUAAUGCAACCAAGUAUUAAAACCAAGCCUUUGUGUUGAUUUCAGAGGUACAGGCACUAUAUGACAGAUGAUUACAUGUGCCAGAAUAGUUGUGUAAUCAAAAGUAACUAUGCUUCAUUUUUACCUGCAGCAGUUCUCACCUGCCUUUCUGCUGUCUGCAUGUCAGAGCUUUGCAGAAAACAGGCUGACACACAAAAACAUUCUGCAAACAAAUGCACACAGAGCCAUUGUUUACCACAAUAGAUAUUACCCCACUGAAACCAGUUUUAUGUGAUCAAACUUAACUGACAGGGUGAUCAACUAAAGGCUCAGUUUAGCAUUGUCUUCUAUGACAUUGCAAGAUACUUGAUGGUACAACCGAGCGAUGACAUAAUCUGUUUGAACCUGCUGAAUCUGCUUGUUCUGCCUUUUGCUCCUCACAGUAAUGUACACACUUUAGGUUUUUAAAAUAUGUAGGGACCUUAGAUUUGAAGCCUUUAGAAAUGCACAUAUUCAGAAUAGCAUGUGUCUACACCAAACUAAAAGUGUCAUGCUAAAUCAGUACAAACAUGUGUACCUUUGCAGCCGUAGUUAUCACUGACAUGCACUGUAUUUAUCCCAAACGCAUUCCAUUUUAAUGGUAUCAACAAAUGUUUCUGCACAUUGCAUGUUUUUCUCAAAUCCUGCAGGCUUGUAUGUUGCACAUGUUGUGAGAGGUAGAUUCUGUGAUUUUGGGUGAUGUCUGUCAUUGGAUGCAUGUUUCAGCUGAGGUUUAAACAGUCAAAACAAAGCCGUCAGCAAACACUUCCAGUCUUACCUGCCUCACCGCUGAAUCAUCUCCAAUCCCCCCCUCAAGGUCAGUCAUAGCAGGCAGACACACGGUUUUGUCUUUCUGUCAACGCAACAGACAGGCUAAAUAGCUGUGUGACAUCAAGAUAAGAUGUGGCUCCUUCUUCUCUCUGCAGACCAUGGGAACCAGUUGCUGCAUGAAGAGUUUGCAGCCUGACUUAACAUGAGAACAAUUGAGUUUUGUUGUUUCUCAGCAGGGUUUAGAUAUAGGCCGGGCCAACAAGCUCGCUCACACACACACAAUGCACUCAUUAAGGAUCAAGUUACACACCUGUAAAUGACAGUCUGAAGAGAGCCUUCACCUCACCUGGCAGCACAUAAUUGCUACUUUAAAUAGCUGCAUUACUUGUUUUUAGGAGAUGGAUGUAGAUGGCGAACGUUGUAACAAGAGCUCGGUGCAGGGACGAGGCUGCGUGCUGACACAUUCAGGGCACUGGUGUGUGUGGGUCCAGUCUCUGAAGAACAGCCUGAAAAAUGGAUGCCAAACUUUUUUGUUAUUACAUAAUUCAUAAACUUUUUUAAAUAGUGUAUACUUGUUACAGUUUUUGGUGCUUUUUUUUUCAGGUUUCGGUGGAUGAGGCUUCUGUGUGACCUUAGGGGAACCGAAACAGCUUUUUUCCACCUAAAUUUCAGUUACAACUAUCAUUCUGAGCAGAUAAUUCAUCCUUGAGUGGUUCCAUUCACCUUCAAUUCAAGUGAAAAUCAAAAUAACACAUCUGUGCUGCAUUGGACACCAAGGAAUUCCCAAAACACUUUAUCUCACACGCUAAGCUAUCAUGAGUUACAAGAAUGUUUAGUUUUUCCUCACAGCUAUAUCACAAGCUCAGCAGGAGCUCUUUUUCGACAAAUUCAUACCCGCCUGUAGACUGGAUUACAUGUUUUCUUCUCAGAAUCACUGGGCCUGGAGCCAUAUCUGUUACUGCACUAGUUUUUGCUCCCAGGCAGUUGCCUGUUGAGUGGCUCAGGUUGAAAACUUUGCUUGUCAAAUUAGUUGUCUGGGUCACAGAAAGUUUAAGGAAAAAGCAGGAUUGUUUGAGAAGAGAAGGGCAGUUGUAGCCUGCUGUAGUCACAGAAAUGCCUUAAGCAACACGAAAUGUCAAUUAUUGAGAAUGUAAAAGCAGCACACACUGACGUCUGGUUCACACUGGAAGCGCCGCGCGCGGAACGGAAGCGCCGCGCGCGCGCGCAGCGCCGGCUCGCGCUUGGCUGUUCACACAGGAAGCGCUUUCUGCUGCGCUCUGACAUGCCGGUCAGACAUCGACUGAGCCCGGUAGUGCUCGGCCGUUUCCGUCUGCCCUCAGUUUUCCACACUUACGAGCGCUUUAAAAAUGGGUAAAUCACUAUUUAUUUACGUUUUUAUUUCGUCAUACAUGAAUUAAAUAUUGACAGCAUCUUCAAGUAUUGUUUUAAAUUAUUAUAUAGGGGUAAACGACGAAUAAAUUGGGAAGUCUGUUGACUCCGUUGUAUGUAUAGCCUUGUUAGCUCGAGGCUAUUGACUGUAUCGUAAUAAAGUCCCCCCCCCUCUUUGUCUCAAUAACAUCACUGAAUCUCUGCAGCUCUCCCUCCGUGUGUGUGUGUGUGUGUGUGUGUGUGUGUGUGUGUGUGUGUGUGUGUUUGUGUGUGUGUGUUCAUCGGUAAAAAAAUAGACCGACAAGCAACACCGUCAAUCUUUUUCUAAUUUAUUGAAAUUUACUUUAUUUUGAAAAUUGACCGGAUUCUCUCGCAUCUCCUUCCUGACUUCCUGUCUGGUCCGAUCUGCUCUGUUGAGCUUUACAUCGGCGCGCGCGGCUCGCGCCAAAAAUAGAGAGAAGCGGAGCAGCCGCGCUCCAGAGCGCGAGCCGUUCCGCGCGCGGCGCUUCCGCGCGCGUGCUGUGUGAACAGUCUCAUAGGUUAACAUGGGCGCCGAUCUGAAACUCUGUGCGCGGCGCUUCCGUUCCGCGCGCGGCGCUUCCAGUGUGAACCAGACGUGACACUUUCUGCAUGUUACAAGUUGAAAUCUGUUAAGGCACCCUUUAGGAAACGGAGUAAUUUGAGCACAAAAUGCUAAUAUUUCUCAUUUGACACAGCUUUUAUGCUUCAACAAUCCUAAAUUGAGUUGACUGAUGUGUCCCUUAGAUGCCCUCCACCCCCGUACAUUACAACUAAAGGCCUUUGUGUGUCAGCCUCCUUUAACGGUAAUACUGACGGAUUGAGGAGACGUGAGCUCAUCAACAACUCAUUGGCCCAUGUGUUCAUAAUAAUCUACUCCUCGCUCCUAGUCAUAAUUAGAAUAAUCAAAGCUAAGCGUGCUUCUAUUUGUAUUACCCCCCCACUCCCUCCCACCCUUCAUACACACACACACACACACACACACACACACAUACACAUGUGUGCCCAGAAGCCCCCAUACCAGAGCCUUAUAAAGUCCUCAGAGAGCAGGAGGAAGGGAUAUAAGAGGGGUAAGGGCGGGGGGGUUUCUUAAGCUUUGAGUCAAGCUUUGGGAUUAUUGGGUCAUGCUUUGUUACCCAGCUGUAGAAAAACCCCUUGUUCACGGAAAGGGGGGCAGGAGGGAUCUGUGUGUAUAUGUGUGUGCACGUCUCUGUCUACGCAACGUUACAUAAAGCUGUAAUGGGUCCCUGACGCCUUUUGAAGCAACGGUGACUCCGACAAAGCAAGGCAGCAGAGUCGAACAGGAUUAAACUGUACGGAAGAGUCAGGCAGGGGGCUGAUCGCACUGUGUGGCUUCUUAACUUUCAACACUUCAGGUCCUGGAAUAACUUAACGCCUGAAAGCUGGUCCUGAUAUAAAUCAGCCCCAAAACUGUCAAGUGUCAAAAGUUGAGAUAUCAGAUUUCUGCACAAACUUCUUUCAGCCUUUUUUGGAUUUAAACUUUGUCUUUCAUCAGACUGCUUUGGAUUUGAAUAAAAAAUUAGCCAGAUACGGAUGAUUUGUACAAAGGGAUUGCAUGUGUAACAUUUAAAAAUUUCACCGUCCUUCGACACAGGCUGUGAAUUAAUUCACCAAGUUAGAUGCAAAGCAGUUUUACUUUUACUGAAAUUAAGAGGCUAUGUGAAUUUAAAAUGCCAACAGCAAGUUGGUGUAAAUGUGAGUAAAAUCUAUAUUUGGUGUAAGUGAUGAACUGAUUUACCUUUCAGAAUGACAGGGAAAGAAGAAGAGUAUGGUUCCUCAAUGACUAAAAGACCUACAGCCAGUGAGCUCUGUUGAUCAGUCCACUGACAAGUUUUGAAUUUAUACUUCUGUCUAUAUAAUACAUGGAAGGAAUAUAACAAUAGAACAUUCCUAGAGCCCAAAUUGACACAUUUAUAUUACUUUAUUUGACCCAAAAUGCUGAUAACAUUUAAAUAUAUCUGAGGAAGUGCUGCUAGACAACUUCAAAAUCCAGCAAAGGUACCAACAAGGGAACCAUCAUUAAAAUUUUGGGCACUACCAGUGCAAAAUGAUGGAAUUAAAAGACACAAUACUCAAACAUUGUCUGUUAGUCAACAUCAGAAUUAUGUGUAGGUUGAACUAAUCACUAAUAUUUUUAUCAUGGUAAACCUGAAACAAUGGUAUUUUGAGUCUAAGAUCCAGUACUGCCACAAUUCUGUAGCUCAGGUUGGUUAUGGCUGCUGCCACUGUGCUUUAGCGCUCUACCAUCCGGUUGUAAAUAAGCACAGAUGACAGGUGGCGUCUUGUAGCAUGGCAUGCAAAUAUGGAGAUAAUGUUGAGAGUAACCAGCAUUUAGCUAUUCGAGUGGAGCAAUGAGUAACCAGCACAAUCAUGUGAACAGUAACCUGCAAAGUGGACUGAAGACUGGUGUUAGCCGUACUCUGAAAACCCAUGUGAAGUGGGUUACUCACAGACUCUGUGAUUUUGUGCUUAGUCCUCUCAAAUAAAUUGUAGUCAAAUUUGAUUGUUUACUUUUUAUUUUCUUUCUGUUUUUUACCCUGUUGACUUUUUGGCAGAAUUUGAAAGAAAUUUGUCAUAACUACCGUCACCUGGGGAGAGGAUUAUGCUGCAACAGCCCAAAAAAUAUAUGUGAGAGAAAAUGUGCUGCAAUUUUUAAAAAUGAUGUCAAUUCAAAAACACAUGCAAAUACUACUACUACUACUACUACUAAUAAUAAUUAUAAUACUACUACUACUACUAAUAAUAAUAAUAAUGUAAAGACAGAGAUGUGUGCUGCAAAAACUGGAUCACUCUUAAAGCAAAUGUGCUGCAAAUUGAGUAAGGAAUGCAAAAUCAGAAAACAGCUGCAAAAGAAAAAUCCUACAGAUUAAGAUGUCACAAUAAAAGCACUACAGGCCUGCAGGGCGGGCGGGCGCUCUGUGGAACAGCUGCAGUACGUCUUUCUUGGUGUACAUGGUUUGGGUCUUGCAGUAUGAUUGCCUUUGAAGGCCACUGUACACCCUGCUUAGUUUAAUCUGAAGAGAUUUUAGCACAGAAGACGAAAAUCAACUGUUAAUCCAAAAGCUCAUCUAUUAUAUGGUCAUUAUUCCAUUCUUCUACUUGUUAAAUCUUGAUGUAGGCAUUUGAGAUCAGCUCAGAUCAGUGAAAACUCAGUGUAGGAGUCUGUACAAGAGCAGCCAUUUGGUUUUUAGUGGACUUCUUACUUCUUCUCCUUGCAUUACUUAGUGUCAGUUUGUAUGUGAGUUCCAGUUUUCAGUUUGCUGAGUGUGUGUGUGUGGGAGUGGUUGGUCUUGCCAGUAUUUCCUCAGAUGUAAUUUCCUGGCAGAAUGGCCGCGGGGUUCCUUGUUGUGGAAAAAGCUUGCGAGCCUCUGGUGUAAAUCCACUCUUUGGUUGCUCAAGAGGAGCGCGCUGCGAUAAAAGACAGAAGGAGGCGGUGAGCUCAUCCUCCCUUGCCUCAUCUCCCAUCUUUCCUGGACUGACACAGCUCAGUUUCUAUCUGUCUGUCCGUGUCUCUAUCUCUGUCCUAUCUGAAUUCUCUGUCCUCCUCUUCAAAUCUCUAUUCUACAUGUAAGUCCACGUCUGUUUCUAUCUUUCAUGCUGUUUCUUGCUCUCCACACCCUCUCUCCCUGGCUGUUUCUGCGACUUACAUCAGUUAAAUAUGAAUCGCACUUUAAUCAUAUUCUGUCUGUAGGCUCCUGCUCAGUAAGCAGAUUUCAGUCGACCCAGGCCAGAUCAUUUCUCGCCCUCCGUCUCCUUUGCUGUCCAAGCUUGGGGUUGCUUCUGAAGUCAGUGUUUCUGUUUUGGACUGGUUUGGUAAGCUGGAAAGAUUCAGUCAUUGGUGUUGUGUGAGGCGAAGGUCAGAAAGUUGACAACUACACUCAAGGGUGCGUCUCUGCAACACAGUUGAGAAGGUGGCUCAUGUUCUUUUUGGUAAUGGUGAGUAAUUUCACCAAGGUCAGACUCCGUAUCAAUUAGCUGAUGGUGGAUUCAUGAGGGAGUUCAUGCAUGCUUCAGGGCAACAUUCCUCCUGUAAUGACCCAGCUCCCAAACUCUAACUUGUAAUGCUGAUAAACAGUUUGAUUUUUUCAUACUUUUCAACAAAAAGUGUUUUUUCAGUAAUUGGUGUGCAGUUGUAUUUUGCUGUUUAAACUGUAUUUUAAAGCUGCCUUUAUCAGGUAGUAGAUUUCAACAAAGCCUUCAGAUGGCACAGAAACGUUUUUUUGACGUCCACCAAAUAAGAUUGCCUGUGAUUCCUUUGAUCUACAGACAUAACGUGGAUCCAUUACUCCAACCAUUUUACCUUUUUGACAUGAAAAAUACAUGAAUGGUAAUAAAGAGUAUAUAAAGUCACAAUGAAGACUGUUUAGGUUCCUUUGUCUUUACAUACUAAAUAGUAGGAACAUGUGUACUUUUACUGCAAAAAUUGUAAUAUUGGCUAUCAUAGGGUCUUUUUGGCUUUGGGAGACAGCCUCAAGUGGAUGCUUGAGAAACUGCAGUUUUGCCUCCCAUCAUUGGCUUCAUUUUUACUGUCCUAGGCUACGUUAUGACGCACAAUUCAGAUUUUUUUGUCAAAUCCAAUCUUUUUUUGCAGUCAUUCACAUUAGAUUUUAAAUUUCACAUUUAGAUUUCAAAGUUGCACUCACUAAUAUUUUCUUAUCAUCACAGGAUUAAACGUCUGCAUUCUUCUCAGCUUUACUGCUGUUACCUUUGGUAGCCCCCUAGCUUCUUUAUGUAAAAGCCUUUGGAUAAAGCGCUGUAAACUACCUGCACUGAGAGAAAAGGACUAGCUUGUGAUGAAUUGCAGUGUUAAGCGUCUAUCUCCUUGUCUGCCACAUGAUAGCCUACUGUUUUGCUAACACAUAAGUUUUGUUGAAGGAUGAUGUAAUAUCACACCUAUUACUCGACCACCACAAGUUAAUUGAAAAUAUUGAUUUAAAGGUAAUGUAACUGGUUCAAAAAACAAUUUAUUUAUACAGCUGAAACAAGGGCCCCUUCAUUUUUUUGACCUAUUUGAAAUGCUAACAGAAAACUGACGUUUUUGCCACAGUGUCAACAGGAAAAUGUGAAAUUUUCCCUCCUCCUCCUGUGGGUUAAUUUGAACACGUAUGGUGCAAUUUGACCUGCCAUUGUGUUUGAGGUUUUUGAUCGAUAAUCACUGCCUUUGUAAGACUCCUUGAAGAAGAACUGCUUUAAAGCUUCUCCUGCUCCUUUCACUUCAUCUUCUGACUUAUAAAAACAGAAGCUUAUUUUUUGAAUUAGCAUAUUUUUGGCCUUUAUGUGAUCAACUUUUUCCUGUACAUUUAUAACUGUUGAUUAACUCUUGUUUUGAAAUAUUUUCUUUCUAAGUUCUUAAGUGCUUCAUAAGAGAAGCCAUUGUUGUUAAAAUGCAAAUCAUCCCUUUUCAUUUCCAGACAUUUUCAACAUGUAAGUGUUUCAGCCUUCACUGCAGGGCUAACAGGAUGCUUGAACAUUAAUUUGCAAAAAGCCUGUCUUUUAUUUUCUUGAGUGCAUUUGUUGUCUGUUUAUCUAUCUGCGUAUAUUCACAGAAGAGCCCAAUCUGAACCACAGCUUCAGCCACUUUGUUCAAACACACACAUUCACACACACACAUACUCUCACUCGGUCUGUCUGCAGCCCUUCCCCGCCGCACAACACAGACAGACAAUAUUUAAUCAGUGUAAUUAAUUCUAUGCCCGCCACACUCGAACAGAGAAAAUCGGUAAAACAAAUCGUCCCGGCUCUCUUAUUAGCUCUGGGAGACGCUUGUGAAAGAUGAGGCCAUUAGAAGAUGCUCUGUUGUUGUAUUCAUCAAAGAGAAGAGGCACCUGUACACGCGUGUGUGAGAGCACAUAAGGGUUGAUUAUAUGAAAUCAUUAAUCAGAGGUUGUUGUUUGACGCCGUCCUCUAUCAGACAGAGAGGCGACCAUCUGUACGUUAAGUCUGAAAGACAAAAAGCUUGAUGAAAGGAUCAGAAAAGUGGUCAUUCACUGAUUUUCAUUCUUUGUCUGGAGUCAAAGCUGUGUCCAAACUUUGAGAUCUGCAUUGCACAACACCUGUUUGCAUCUCCUCCAUGUCUUUAUGUCUUUGGUUGUCAUGUCUGUUGCUGUGUAGUGGUUACAUAUGCUGGUUUGAGGGCAAUAGAGGAGGAAGUGAUGGUCUUUGGGGGUUCCGGAGUCAGACAAGAUCUUCAUCUGCAAAGAGUUGUAAGUAGGCAGUCAGUGCAGCAGCAGACGGUUAGGUCUCAAAUUUCAAGUAAUGCAUAGGUCUGACUAACAUGAAGUGACAGUUGGGUCAUGUAGAACUUGUGAUGGUACCAUUAGUUUUAUUGGUAUUGAUACCGUUAUCGAUUCUCCUCGAUUGAUCUUCUGUAGUUUAUACCUUCCUAUUGUUUGGGGAAAAUAUCGAUGAAGAAAAUGAACUGAUAGAACCGGUGUUGCUUUUAUUGUUGGCAUAUUAUGCACAAGCCAUUUUACAGACCCAGCUGGGAAUAGGUAUCAACGUACUGUAAACAUAUGUCACCUUCUUUAGUAAGCCAACAAGCUUUGACCUUCAGAUUUGAACACAGAUUUUACAAUUAUAUUUACUAUUUUCAACUUGGCAUGAUUUGUUAGAAAGUUUAGGUGCACUUACUCAAUCUGUUUUGGUGGAGGAGGUGGAUGGAUGCAGUUUAUAGAGGUUUUUUUUUUUUUGAUAACCCUGUGCCAGCGGGAGGUUCUGCAUUUUGGUUUAAUUUGUUGCACUGCACAGAUCAGCAUGGCUGUUGAAGUUGUGUUUGCCUCUUGUAAGAAGAUAUUUUGCUAUCAAAGUAUGUCUGCCUCCAGUAGGAUAGGUGGUAACAUCUCCCGUUCUGCUCGUAACUACGAGGUCAUCUACCUUCUUGACUUAAUACUUUAUCUAGCAAAACAGUCAACCAAAGAAUUAGCAAGUGUCUGACAGGGUGUCUGUCAAAAGUUUAGACCAGUUUGGUAGAGGAGAAAUUUGAUCCCAAAGCGCAUUAUGGAGGUAUUCUACUCCAUCCAUGAACAUUUAUGUGUAUUUCAAAGGUGUAGUUUCAGUAGGACUAAUACAGUAAAUUGAUUUUUGAACAACAAGCAAACAUACUUGGUGAGUGGCAAAAGCAAAUCCGACCAUCAGCACUGGGAUUGAUCUAUUUAAAUACCCUAUUUAAUGCCUCAAACCACUGCUGCAUAGGGGUAGGUGUCAGACGAUAAAUAUCUGAAUGCAGGGUGCCCAAAAAGUUAUUUUUAAUCCCUGUUUCAUUCUCAGUAAGUCUCAGGAAUUUUGACUGUUAAAAAUGAUAGGCUGAGAUUUCCUUUUUUUAAAAAUAGCAACUUUCAAAAGUACAGGGUAACAUUAGCAGAGAGAUACAACUUUGCGAAACUCAACACAGUCCUCAUAGACAGUUUAAUUUCUUGCAAAAGAAAAUGUUUUGGAAAACAGACUCUUGAGAAGUAAAUAAAGAAGCUUUAAUAAACUGGUUAGAGGCAAUUCUGCAGUUUUUCUGCAGCCCAAACCAAGAAUUCAAAAUCAACAUGAAAUUACGGAAAAGUUUCAGCUCCUGUCUUCUAAAUCUAACACCUGUUUUUGUGCAUUGUUUCCAUUUUUCCCCUGUGGCUGUAUUUCCUGUACAUGCGCUCAGUUUAAACCUGGCCUCAGGUGUUCUCAGCCACAUUUUUGCUGCGAUUUCCAGCUAUGCUAUUUCCACUCUGGGCUUGUUUGCAGUUGCAAGCAAAAAGAAAAAAAAGGCAUUUUUUUCCUGACAUUGGUGGUGUGUGCACAGCUCCGUCCCUCCACAACAGCUCCUUUCUUACUAUGUGUGUGUAUAUCUGCUCAUGCGAUGAGAUAAAAACAGAGCAAACACCCUUUUUUUACUGCCCCUCUGCUGUUUUCAAGCCUGCCCGUCCUGUGUGCCGCUCUGUGUGUUUUCCUCCACCUUCAGUGCUUUUACCUCGGGUGGUGGGUGUGCAAUUACGAGCCGAGAUCACUGCCGGCCUUGUCCUUUCAGCUUUUGAAGCUGACAGUCUGCUGUAUUCUGUUAUUGCACUCUUCCACACCUGCCUUUUAUUGGCUUUUUGUGUGUGUCCAAGUGUGUGUUGUUUACCAGGGUUGUUGUACACAUUUGGCCUCUGUCCAUGUCUGUGAGAGGCUGGACAUGAAAGAGAAGUCAGAGGCUUGCAGACCGGACUAUUAUGGCCUCGUUUGGUUGUAAUUGCCUAACAAAUGUUGGGGGAAGGAAAGGGAAAGACAUGGAGGGGGAGGCGGUUAUUUGAGAUGCAAAAAUAGAUCCCAGUCAGAUUCUCAUAAUCAGGGUUUGAGCUGCAUCUGCAGGUCGGUUUAACCAUUCUCUACUUCUCUUAUGUGUAACAUCAUCUGAUAACUCAUUCCACAUGAGAUUGGGUGACGCAUUUCCUCAAAAAGAAAAGCCAUGCCCGUGGCGAGAAACAUGACAUGAGGGGAAUUCCAGGAGAGGAAAACAGUGACAGGUAGCGUUGUCUAAAAAACAAAAAGGUGAGGAUCUUUUUGUUAAAGAAGAGUUUUCUCUCUUUAACAUAUAGGAGCUAAGAUUAAGGAGAAACAUUCUUCUUUCAAUAUAUUGACUCCAGACCUUUUUCCAUCCUGAUUUUUUUUUAAACUUGGUAAGAGGAAGCAGCCUCACUGCUUUCUCCACAUGUGUGCUGAUAUUGAUUACUUGAUGGUUGGAUGGAUCUCAGUCAAGCAGAACUCUUACUGAAAGUUUGUGUGGGUCUGGAUGUGUGCACGUCCUCUCUUCUCUUUUAUUAGCCUCGAGGGAUUCUGGAAAAGCCCCGGAAAAAGCUCAGAGGGUUUGUUGAUGUUUUUGAGACCUGUGCUUUUCAGACAAAUAUUAAGAACAUGCAGGAUCAGGUACCAGAAAAUUCAAACCUCUUCAUAUUUAAACUCUGGGAUAGAUCAACACAGGAUAAAAGGAACUUCUUACACAAAGCCUCCGCGAUAUUAAUCACGUUUUUCUUACUAAUAUGAAACAAGAAAGAGGACCUAUAGCUUGUAUUCAAACACAUCUCACUCUAUCUAACCUUGUUUUCUCUUAAUUGAUAAUUAGGGGGUUUAAAGAAAGUAGAGGCCUGACUUUGGUUUCAGGUCACUGUGAUCAUGUUGCUUGUACAGGACUGUUUUUAAAGCUCCUGUGAGGGUUUUGAGAGGUUAGAAAAAACAGACUGAAAUGACCUGUGAUAUGUCUCUAUGAUGUAUAAAAGCAAAUGAAACCAUCAACAGCAAGAUUGGCAACUUCUGUAUUUAAACUUUGAAUACCUGUAACUGCUGUGAGGGGUACACUAAAGAAAAAGCCAGACAUACUUUAAGUCCCACAGUAAAUAUUCAAUGUGAACGAUAAAUUCAUCUGAAAAAGACAGCAGAAGUUUAUUUUGACAAGCAGUGGCAGUCUGUCACUACUGUUGGGAACUUUGUAUUUGUGUUGAUUUUCCGUGUCUUUGCUGACUUCCUCCUGUCUACGUGUUGGUCGUGUUUAAUGACAAGAAAUCUCACCCUGCCUUCUUUUCACAGUCAGAUGUAAUUGUGAGCAAGAAUAUUUGUUGAGAAAAAACGAAACAAGCGUUUCUUCUUCAGUGUGCUUGUUUGAUUUUAGAUGUUGAAAACUAUCAAUGGUAGUUUGUUUUGUAAUGGUCUCAUUUGCUUUUGUAGGUCUUUAAGAGUCACCAGAGUUAAUAUAAGUCUACUCCCUAAGACUUAUAUUAAUAUAAGUCUACUCCCUAAAGGUUUUAGAAACCUGGUUUUAUUUGAAUGAGUCUAAGCUACAGCCUACCAAACAAGAUGUGGUCUUCAAAAGGUCUUUUUUUUUCAUUGGGAAAAGGUGGUUGUCUGAUAACCAGGGUUUCUGUUUAUUCAAAACAAUACAAUACUUUUCACCUUGGUUUGGCAGAUCCACAGCAGCCAUGCUCCUUAAUAAAUGGGUAUUUCAGCAGUAUUAGAUGAAAAUGUUCUGCCUUUUCCCCUCAGUUUACUUCAAGAGCAGCUGCAGAAACCAAACCAAGACACUGACAGACAGGGGGCUCACACAGCUAAUUGGAUUAAAUUUGACCUUUUGCUCUGAACAUGAUCAUCUGCUCUGGUUACCUCUGCGACACUGAAACACCAGUGGAGACUGUUUUGGGAUACAGCUCUGUGGAUAUUCCAGCAUGCUCAAUUUAAAGACAUACACAGCUUGAAUCUCAAAUUUAGUUUGGCAAAAACGGGCCUGCAGAAACUUCAAAUAUCUCAAAGUAAUGUGAAAAACCUUUGAAGCUCAACAUCUGCAUUAUUUGAAUACAUCCCCCCUUUUCCCAUAAUGCCUUGCUUUGUUAUAGCCACCCUGAUCUCUAUGCUAAUGCUCUCCCAUCUUUCUUUUAAAUGCCGCAAAUUAGCUGCAUUAUUGUGUGGACCAUCUCCUCUAUCAAUGGCUGGUUGUAGAUCAUAGAUAUCAAGCUCAGAUAGUCAUCACUGUCAUACCUCUUUUGAAUACACACACACACACACACUCACACACACACACAAAGUCACACACACACGGUUGUGUAUUGCAGCGACUGCCUGUUUCCUAUGUGCUUUUCCAAUCUCAGCAGCACUCAGAGCGGCUCUCAGCAACAGUGCUAUUACUGCCAACAAGACAGACGAGGGCCCAUAGGAGCCCAUUGUGAGAGAGACAUCCAUUAUAGUUGGAUUAGAAACUAUUUCCAUACAUUUGGUCGGCUUUGAUCUGAGGAAAUGGGAGUCAACAACCUUGCAGCAUGUCUUUUUUUCUCCCUCUUUGUGCAUGUGUGCAGCUUAUACUGUUGUGGCGUACAGAUGUGCUCCCUCUUCAUGUUCCUCUCUGACAAAACCAUCUCUCUCUGCUUUAUGCAAAACUCAGUCUGUGAUUCCUCUGUACUGACCUCCUCAAAUGGUUUGAUCUUUUUUGGCUGUGCAGGUUGUCUGUCCUGGUCAUCUCCAGCCUUUUUAUCGCCCUCUUUCUCUUCUGAAAUGUGAGGUUUUAAAGGAAGCACUUAGUGCUGAAGCUACGAAUAAUUAUAUCACUUAGAGACCAAGUCCCCUAUUAUGGUGAUUCAGACUGUCAGUGUGCAUUAGCAAAUGGGCUGGGGCCUCCUGUGUGGCUGAAUUAUUCGGAGUCUUUGAAUGUGAAAUGUGAACAGCACACCAAUCUUUAACCCCGAAAGGUUUGACAAAGUCGUCUGUUUCCCUUUGUGUCUGCAGGCAGCUCCAAUCUACCAGUCUGUUUCUGCAGCUACACUUGCAUCCAGCUGCAAGUCAUGAACAAACCUCUGAAAUAGGGGGGGUAUACAAGGAUCAAAACAAAACCCAUAUAGAAUUGAUUAGUCCUGCAUACAGCUAAUCCUGAUCCUAUUCAUGAUAAUGAAAGAGAAACAUUGUCAAUUGUAAAAACAUGCGGCAACACAGAUCUUCAACCGUAAUGAAGGUUUAUGGAAAUCUACAGACAGAUCUCUAAUGACGAAGGAGUUGAACUAAAGCAUUAUGUGGUGGAUAAUGUAUAGUAACCAGAUUGUCAAUGUGAAGUGGAACACAGAGAGAGUGGUAAGGAUGAGUCACCUACCAAGGAAACCAAAUACUGACUUGAAAUGAAUCAAUUUAAAAAUGGCUUCUUUUACUGUGUCACGUUACCAAAAUUUAUAAAGCCAGUAUCACGGCAUUCAGUGCCAAAAUGAUAACUGAAACUGAGACAUUAUUGGUUUGAUUCUUGACUUCUAAAGGAACCAAAACAGGAUGUCUAAGGGUUAGUCACAGAUGGAUUAUGUAUUUGAUUGACAAACCCUUCUACACAGUAUUUUUAUUUCCACAGCCACUAUGGCCGCUUUUCCUCUGCAGAGCUCCAGUAGCUCAUUAGCAAUUCUCCUCUGAGUCGUGGGUGGAGACAGCGCUGCCUAACAUUGCCGGUGUAGUAGAAGAAGCAGGUAACAUAGGAGCUAUUUAGUUCUUGGACACUAAUGUCUUUGGUGACAUGAUGAAAGUUAAUAUCAUAAUUAGCUUUCUUAUGAGCAUUGCAAUCUGCUAACUCACACGCUUGUUCCGCGAUUGUCCUCUCUAUUUCUUCAAGUCUAGCAUACAUAGCGGGAAUCUAGAUUUGUGAAGUAGGAAAUUCUACUGUGUCUGAACCUGUCAUUUGGGUCUGCCAGAGAUUCACAAGGAUUUAAAUCCAGAAACACUCAGAAAUGCAAUUUUGCACUUAUUUCUCUCAUGCUUUGUCCUGUAGCAUCAGAUAAAUGUCAUAUGAACACGUAGACAACAUGAAAAACAUGAUUUUCAUCAGAGUGGGUCUUUAAAGGUUUUGCAAAAUCUGUUGCACAAAGGUUUUUAAAGUCAUUGAGAUUUCCAUCUGAGUCGGUUCUGCAGUUGAAGUAGUCAAACAGAAGACCUGGUUCUGUUCACCAGCACAGGCUGAGGUAUUCUUUAAGAUGACUCUGCUGUUGUAAGUUGUGGACAUGUUAAGGCAGAGGCAUUGCUUUUCUGUCUGUUAAUGUCAGCAGAUAGUCAUGUUGUUUAAGCGUAAAUAACUGACAGGGGGCAUGCUCUGCUAAGCACUGACUUGAAUAAGAGUUCAACAGUUCUCACGGUGAAGUAACGCGCAUACUUUGAAUAUUCAGAUUGAGGCUUGCAGGCGAAAAACAAUGUAGUAAACAAAAUGUGCAGAGAGUGCUUUAUUUGAUUGCAAUUCCCUCAUGCCUUUCAGCGUCACUGUGAUUCAUCCCUCUGUUUUUUAAGAGGCUGCUGGGUCAUGCUGCUCUGUCGAUAGCCUCCUUCUCUCUAAACCAGCCUGCCUGCUAACUGGUGGGACAUAAAAAUACAGAAUCCAAUCAGGCUGCAGAGAGGAAGAUGCAUCCUCAGCAGUUGUUAAUUGAACGCUGCUUUGAUAUGAAUCACCCCAGUUUGCCCUUUUUCUCCGUUAGCACGUUAUUCUGCUGUUUUUUCCACAGUUUCCCUCCCUCUCUUUCUGCCCUCCCUCCCCUCUUUAUCUCACUGCCUGCUAAUAACAGCACUCUGUGUGGGUUUCUUUAGUGGAAAGGCCUGCCAUGGCCCAUUAGGCCGCAGCCUCACCGACAAAUGAAUGCUUGGACUGACUGCAGAGAGAGGAGGAGGAGUAUGAAAAAGGGUUGGGUUGGGAAAAGAGAUGAAGGUGGGGGCAGUAGAGAGGGAGAAGAGGGUGUGAGGGGAGGAGAGCUAGAGGACGUGUGAAGCAAGAAAGGAGAGGAAGGAGGGAAGAGCUGAGAGGCAAAUGUAGAGAGACACAACCAACCUGUCACCUCUGGCUGCCUCUACACACACACACACACACACACACACACACACACACACACACACACACACACACACACACACACACACACACACACACACACACACGCCUCACAGUCACAAAAAAGCUGAAGAAGAAGGAGGGACCUCAUUAGGCUCUCAGCAGUCUAUCACACACACAGACAGAGAGAGAGAGAGAGAGAGAGGGAGAGACACAUAAGAGAUGAACUAUGGGGGAGGGGGGUGGCCUGAAAAAAGGAGGGAGGAGAUGAAUUGAUAGGAGCAGUCAAGUGCAGGCAAACACACACACACACACACACACACACACGAGACAAGGGAGGACAAGCUUCCGCUACGCACGCACUCGCUGCUCCUCUCUAUGCAACAUGAUUAAUGUGGUCAACAGCCGUGAGGAUCAGUCUGGUCGAGACCUCUUAGCCUUUUCUACACACACACACACACACACACACACACACACAACAUGUCAGCCUUUUCCUCUUUAAGUGUCUUAGUGGCCUUUUUCUGGCUCGUCUGUUCGCACACCCUCCUCCUCACCCCGACCAGCCUCCCCUCCUCUCCUCACACCCAAACAAAGAUAACAGAGGCAGACAUGGGCUUGUUUUUGUUUGUCGAGCAUUAAUUUUAGUGCAGUUUACUCAACCUCUUUCCCAUAUGGGCUCCUGAAAUUUUAAAAGAUCAGGGAGGCAGAACAUGGCUUCAGAUGUAAGCUGAGACAGCCACUUAAUGCCAGACAAAGCAAAAGAGAGCCCAAGUAUGGUGGCUCUUUUUUUUGUUGCAUUGCUAUCAAUGCUACAUAGAUGCCCUCACCAAUCUAUGAUCAUGGAAAAAUAAAAUCAACUGUUUGCUCAGUGAGGUUGGCAGAGGUGACAUCAUAAAGCAGGAGAAAGUUAGUACAACAAAUUUAUAUAUACAUAUACAUAUACAUAUAUAUGUGUGUAUUUGUCAUUGCCAUUGUCAUAGCAGUGCCAGUCAAACUCUUUCAGUCACGCUAUCUGAAACCUGUGAGCCUCCUUUGCUGCUGAUGCACCCCCUUUUUACCAUCAUCAGCUUCAGCACAUCUCAGUAAUGUCGGACUCCACAGCACUGUUUCUCUUUGCAGGCAUCAAGUACUGUUCACUGUACUUGCAGAUAUACCGUAGUAUGCAUUAAAUAAUGGCUGCUGUUAGGAAUAAAUAUGUUAGUUAUAUCAAAUACCAAAAAAAAAAAAAAAACCCACAAUAUUGGCAUUAAAUAUCAGCCCCCCACUAUGAUUGGUAUCGGCUGUUGAAAGACUGAUAUCAGUCAACCUCUGCUAAUAAACAAUCAUCAGUGAGCCAAGCAUCAGCUCCCAGACUGAUGGGCCGACUGAGCAGACCUGCAGUUACAUCAGUAAAGAAACAAAAUCAGAGCUGCUUUAUAGAGAUAACAUAAUGAGCAAAUGGAUCUUGGGUAAAAACCCAUCCUGCUAAUGCAGCCAUUUGAAACAUUACCUUUGUGAGAUGGCCUCAAGACGUUUGAACCCAAACCACUUAAACUGUCAGUUCACAUGAGGCCAGUAGACUGUCCAUCACCGUCAGCUCAGAACACGCCGCUAAAUGUCCACUUUAGGGCCCUGAAUUAUUUCUUCUUCUCUUACCUCUAUCUGUGUGUGUGUGUGUGUGUGUGUGUGUGUGCGCCCAAGCGUGGGCAUAUAUCAGUAAAAGCAGGGUUUCUGGUAUUGGUCAUGCUGUAACAGGAUUAGGUGCCUUCUCUCCAGCCUUACACCACAGGACCAUUGUCGUGUGUGUGUGUGUGUGUGUGUGUGUGUGUGUGUGUGUGUGUGUGUGUGUGUGUGUGUGUGUGUGUGUGUGUGUGUGUGUGUCGGGGUUUAGUCUCUGGGGUCUCACUCUGUCUUGUUAACCUAAGAGGGGGCUGUUGUGUAAGUGUGUGUGGGUGUGUGUGUGUGCUUGUUUUAUUGCCUCUGUUCAGGGAUUCUUUAAGGAGAACGGAAACUCUUCUGAACUCGGAGUUGUUUUGCAGAAGUCACUCAGUAUCUUGUGUUCUUGGAGUUGUGCGUACUUGAAGUGAGUUUGUGUUUAUUCAGCGGUUUAAAGCCUAAGUUGUUUAUUCGUUCUUUUCAAAAGCAAAUGUUUGUUCCUGAUUUUACUUUGGAUCUUGACCUUGGUGGAGAUGCUUUUGAGUGCAGUAAGAAAGAUCUAACGUUGAAUCUGAAAUUCUCCUCGUCUUUGUCUUUUCAAUCUUUAACUAUGUUUCCUUGAAAACGUCCACACACACCUACAGACACACACACUCACACAGGCACACCCGGACUGGGGUGAGGGUGCUUUUAUUCUCCUCUUUUUGAUUUUAAAGUCUAAUUUUCACCUAGUUAAAUUUUGCCUCAAAAAAGAGAGCAUGUGGCACGCUAAGCACUUUUUCUGCCAUCACAGCAGAAAGGAAGUCUCUAUGUGUGUGUGUAUGUGUGUAAGAGGGAGAGUGUGUGUGUAAAACAGUGUUCAAAGUGUUGUGAGUUAUCAGUGGGAUGAAACAGCACGGCUCUAACAAUGGGAUUAAAGCUGUGUCUAUGAAAGAAGCAAUUAAACGCUAUCUUAUCUCAUCUGCUUCUCACACCAAAAAGCACUCUUAUAUUUUCAAGUUUUUCCUCCUCUUCUUCCUCUUCUCAAGAGGCAUCUUUAACUUCUCAGCAGACACAGCUGAUUGGUGGGAAGCCUAACUGUCUUGGCAUGUGAUUGGUUCAUUUGAUUCUAUCAGGAAUGGAUCCUUUACAUGAGUUUCACCUUUUUGUAUUUUGUCAGUUUUUAUUAUCUUCUCAAAAUAAAUCCAAAUUGAUCACUUGUAUUGAAAAACAUACAGCAACAUAUACCACAUUCAAAAAGCAUGGGUCCAUUUGAUAUGUGACAGGAAGAUGUUUGACUUAAAGCUCCUUUAAGAAGUUUUUUGACAUUUAUAGAAGUGACUAAAAUUUAUUGUGAUGCCUUUACAAAUUCAAAAGCAAACAAAACCAUUGAGGACCAGACUGACAGUUUGAAUAUUGUCAUUUUUUAUGCCUGAAUCCGCUGUGAGGGGGUAGGUGUCAGCUGGACAGCUAAAAGAAACAGCAUUUUUUGUGCAAUUUCCAUGUAAAAUGUUACCAAGAACUAUACCUUUGACUUUCAGAAGGUAGCAGGAUAAGCUUGUUUUAUCAAAAAGAAGCACAAGCAUUAGAGGACAACACAUGCAAAGACUGCUUUGUCCACAGGGGGUGCCAAAAUGGACAAGAACGGAAAGUUCCUCACAGGAGCUUUAAUUAUUACCAGAAUAGUAAUAGGGUCAAGAAUGAACUUUUUAACUCAUGAGUCCAGAUGAGAGGAAUGAGAAAAUAUUCAAUUUAGAUUUUUUUUCAGUUGAAGCAAUCCAUAGAAAGUAUUCUUAUGUAUUUGAAAAAAAAAACAAAAAACGUAACUAUUAAGUGUUAACUAUAUACUGAACUAUUUUGUUGCAAGCAUUUACUGCAGCCCUCGCAAGAUCACCAGCCAAAGACUAUUUGGUAUAAAUGAUUGUUCCUCCAGUUGCUUGGUCUGUAGCGCUUCCAUGUCAAAAGUAUUUAUUUGCAGGUUGAAUCAACAUUAAACUUUAUUUUGUCAUCCAAGUUACAGCUUUAGCAUUGGUCUGCUUUCCUGUUAUUUAUCCUCUGUGAUGGCAGCAAGUUUCAUCUUUGCCACAUUGUCAACAGAAAAAAGUGAAAUCAGAAUGGAUAAUAUGAUAGGUAAUAGAUGUCACCCCUGACAUUUCCUUUCUGCUCAAGUAUGAAACACUGACUUUCACAAAGAGUUUCAGAGAAAAGAUUCAGCUGCUGGUUCGACAGUGUUCAUGUAUUCAUAUGUUCAGACUGUGAGGAAACACAUCCUCAUACAUUCAUCAUCAUCAUCGGCUACAAUGAAAGGACAGUACUCACAUCUUAACCUGUCCUCCUCUCAGUCUUUCCACUCCAACAAUCAAAAAAUUCCCUCACAGACGUAUUUUUUCAGCUAUUACCUUUAAUCAUCUCUUCAUUCAGAGCGGUCGAGAGGAGAUGAGAGGGAGACGGGUGAGGGCAAAGUGAAAGAGAUGUGGCAGGAGGGGGGUGAUGGUGGUGUGAUUGAAGAGGGUUUGUCAGUAUAAUUCUCUCUGACCGGACUCUCUGUCUCCUCUCGGUGUCUCUGGGAGCGUCAGAGCUGCUACUUACCCUUCACAUGCUCUCUUUGUCCUCUGUGGUAUCCCUCUCUUGUUCCUUCCUUUUGGCUUUCCUCCAUGGAUGUUUCGGCCUCUGAUUGCUCCUUAUGAUCUGAGCUAAUUCUAGGAAUGAAUUCAGGUAAGAAAGUGAGCCAUUUCUAAUCGAUCAGGCAAAGCUGUGUACUUGAGCGAGGGUUUUUUUCAAAAGAGAAUUUUCCAUCAAACUGAAAGUGGAGAGUGAGCGUGCAGUGUAUAUCCAGCAGCUGAUUGCAGUCUGUUUUCAGCGUUAGGCUUUUUGCAGUUGGAGCGUCUCCAGGGCCGUUCAGAUUGUGUUUCACUGACCUGACCUGAGCUGCUCUGCGGCUGAUGGGCUUUUGGUGAAAGGAGCUUUUUAAUCGAAUUUGAGUCUGGCUGUAGCUUAAAUCUGCAGUGAAUGGAGAAAAAUGUUUGGGUUUUUAAGUCUUAUAUAUAAGACAGUCAUUUUGUGCAUAUAUUUCUGCACUUCUCAUUCUUUUGUGAUACUUCAAUUCAGUUUGACACAAAGAACUUUGAGGUCUGAGCAGCUACUUGCUUAGCUGAGCAUCCAAGUGCAGAAUGAACAUUAGGUGUCUUGUUGAACCAGGAAAACAAAAACUACAUUUUGUAACAUUUUUAUGUGUUUUUAAAGCAAAAAGGAUGGCAAAGAGUCUAGGGCUGAAACGUUUCCUUGAGGAAUUUUCUCUGCAUCGAGUACUCAUUUAUAACCUCAAAUCAUCAGUGUUUUACACAGAUUCUUUUCAAGAUGACACAAUGCAGUUACGUCACCAUGGUAGAAGGAGGAGUUAACGCAGUUUUGGUUUUGCAGAGCGGAACAAAUGAGUGAUGAGAAGGACUUUUCUUCUUUCUUUUCUUCCUGUUGCUCAUUAGCAAUUUGCCUCUGUGUCGUGGGUGAAGGCAGCGCUGUUCUGCACACUCCUCUUCAUGCUAGCUUGUAGCCUAACAUUGCAGGUGUAGUAGAAGUGGCAGGUAAUAUAGGAGCUAUUCAGCUCUUGAACACUAAUGUCAUCGGGACAUGAUGAAAGUUAAUAUCAUAAUUAGCUUUCUUAUGAGCAUUGCAAUCUGCUAACUCACACGCUUGUUCGGCGAUAAUUGCUCUUUAAAAAAAUGUUUUUUUGUUUAAUCUGAUUACUCGAUUAAUCAAUGAAAUAUUGGGUAGAAUACUCGAUUACUAAAAUGUUAGCUGCAGCUCUAAAAGAAUAACAAAAUCCAGAUUCAAAACAUGUUUCCGUCAAAGUUUGGUUCAAACUCCGUUUUUAAAGGAAAGUUGUGGAUUUUAGCUGCUAAAUUCUCCACUGUUGCUGGAAACUACAUUUGUAACAACACUCAGGCUUAUCCAAAAACAGCAAAAAUAAAACCUAGAAUUCAAAAAAGCUGGUUAAAAUAAAUAAAUAAAUGUUUGUCUCCUUGGAGCUGUGGGUCUUGUGGGUGCUGUUAGCAGGGACAUGAGACUGAAAACAGCCGAGGCCUCAAAAUAACACAAGUGUCUUCACAUUCAUGACAGUUCGCUACUUCCCCCUGUGGCCGCUACACAUCAGCUCAUACAUUCAGCACACAGUAAAUACUCACAAACACAGACACACACACACACACGUCUCAGUGGAUUUAAAACAGUCCUCAUACCAUUCCCAUACUCACUGGACUAACACUGUUCACACACUGCAUACACACACUGACCCAGGCCUUCAUCCCCGGGGGUUUGCCAUGCUAUUUAACCACUGCUUUUGUUGCAGGGGUCUAAAGCCGAGCCAGGCACACCUUUUAACUUACAAAGAGCAUUUCAGUUGGAAGCCAUUGGUUACUGAGGCCUGGGGGCACCCUGUGUGUGUGGAUGUGUGUGUUUCUCAUGGUGGGAAAACCAAAAGACUAUGAUCAGACCCUCCUCAAUUGCCCAGUUCCUGCUCCUUUCUUUUCUUUUUUCUCCUCCUUUUCUCCACCUUUCUAUUCAGCCCUAGUAAACUAAUUCCCGUAAAAACUCCACAGUGUUUUUUCUCUGCUGUGUCCAGCUCAUCGGCCUCAAAGCUGAGCUUUUACUCAGGUUGCCUGAAGAGCUGUGUGAAUCAACAUGUAAAAAUAAAAGCUACCCCUCGUGGCGUUUUGAAACAGGGUUGCUAUGCAUGCUAGUUAGGAGAACCUUUGGUAGUUUGACUCUGUGUAUUGAAUCUCUGCGGUGAAACCGGGCACUACUUUUGCUGUGUUGCCAGGUGACUGACUCAGCGGCUCAAUACAAGAGGAGGCAGAAGAAUGUUUUUGAUAUGAAACACCACAGAGCCAGCAAAGAGCCAUUUUUCCACAAGCCAAGAAAAGAAGGGCCACACAGGGCCUGCCAGGACCAGCCUCUAAACGCUGCUGGCAGCCAAUGAAAACCUGUUUCUUUAUUAUUACAGGAAAGGAGGGAGCUUCUUAUCCCGUGGCAACAACAUUACAGAGAUGAAUCCCGUAAAUGGUGUCAAAUCUUGUGAAAUCUGGAGGUGCAGCGCCCCUGGCUAUCCAGACAGGCUGACAUCAUCCAAAGAGGAGCUGAAACUGCAGAAGAAACCCACUCUAAAACACAGGUCUCAGCACAAAAGAAAGCAGGCUGUCCAGAUAUUUAUUGCCACUUUAUUAAUCAAACUGUAAUCAGAUUAGGGAACAUUUCUCUCUGCGGGGAUUGUUCUGUAAAAGUCCUGUUGGAUUGGUUUUUAAGCCCAUGGUCACUAUUAGCAUAACCUGAUUAACACACCUAGAUUGAUACUCACUAAUUAAUAAUUACUAAUGGAUUUUAGGAGGUUUUUAUAAUCCUUUAAACCAUUUAAAAUUUAAAUCAAUUCAUUUUUCAAGCUAAACCACUAAAAAUGUUUUUUUUUUUUAGCUCGAUUAAUCCCAUUCAUUAAGCGAAAGUCCCAAAUUGAAGACGCAAACUGGUGCUCUUCUACACAUGGACAACUAUUUUGUAUUUUUUUAAUUAAACACAUUUUUGGUUCACUGAUAAAACGUAACCCAUGCAAUAACAAGUAUGAAUUUUUAGUAACUGAAUUUAAAACAUUAAUAAAUGAAAAAACACCAUAACCGAGCCCCUAUAGUGUCUUCUUUACCUUUUGAUAAAAACUAAGAUGGCUAAAUCCACUAAUUAAAUAAAUGCACUUCAUGUCAAACUAUAGUACCUUGAGCCAGAGCUCCCACCAGCUGAACUAAGCACACAGGUGCCGCUAAUAAGGCUAAUAUUUGCAAGCAACUGCAUCACAAAGCUCGAUUCUGGAUUGUGCUGAACGCCAAAGACCUGUGGAUGGGAUUAAGUACAGCAGAAAUUAAGUACAGCACCUACUACAAUGGUUGGCAACUCACUGCAGAUCAGACAACACUGUCGAAGGGCAACGAGUCAUCCUCAGGUCUUCAGGUUUUGAAACUGUCUAUCUUUUCAGACCAUACCUGGAAGUGGUGCAGCAUUAAGCGUUUUAAUUGUAAAUCUAAAAGUCUCAAAUCAAGAAACUGAAACAGUUGUUUUUUCUUUCUUUCUUUUGUUUUUUUUGCAUGUCCGAGUCCGACCUUAUUUGACUUUCACAAUUUAAAGUACUUAUAGAUAUUUUUAUGCUUUCAGUCAGUCCGUUUGCUGAAUUCAGGCUUUUUAUGAGCUUUAACUGACAUGCAAACACAAUAGCAAUGCAUCCAUGUUGAAGUCACCGGACGUGAGCAGUUCCUUUCCUCUUUUUGGCUUCUUUCUUUCUCACUGUCUGUCUUUGUAGUCUCCUCUUUCUGUCUCUGCUCCCUGCAGGAUUGUGUCAUGGCUGUCUGUUAACUUGAGGGGGAGUCCCCCCAUUCGUCUGUCUCCUCUCCCUCAGGUCCUCACACUGAAAGGACCUCUUCUUUUGUCAUAAAUACUGUGUGUGUGUGUGUGUGUGUGUGUGUGUGUGUGUGUGUGUGUGUGUGUAUGUGGGAGUGUGUGUGAAUCCCUGUGUGUGUGUGUGAAUGUGGGAGUGUGUGUGCAUGUGGGCAAGGACAGGCUGCUGUGACAUUUCUAUUGAGUUCAAAGCAGUGAGUGGGAGUGUUUAUGACACUAGAAAGCAACUAUAAGAUCUCAGUGUCUGAAUCUGUCACUCUUUUACACUCUUUUACACACACACACACACACACACACACACACACACACACACACACACACACACACACACUAUGAACCUUGCUAACCCUGGAGCUUGAAAACUAAGAGCUUCUCUUUGUAGUCUCUCUCUCUCUCUCUCUCUCUCUGGUGUGUCGCUCUGAGGCUAGCUCAGGAUCUCUGCACUGACCUCCGACCAUAGAAACGCAGUAAAUGGGUCCUUUUUUUCCCAGAUACAACAGAAGAUAUCUGAGCUUCACACUAGGCUUAGUUUGCACCCACUCUCUCACUCACAAACACACACACUGGAAUGACUCUGAGUGUGUAUUCUGUGCACUGAUCAGACGUUUGUUCCCCGUGGGUAUGAAGUGAGAGCAGGCUGUGUUUCUGUCAAAGGAAAGGUAUUUUCAUUCAUACAGGGGCAGGGCAGCUAUACAGGAACACACACUGGAGUCUGGUAUGUGUUUGUGUGAGUGUGUGUUUUAGUUGUGUAUCCUCUUUGAUUAUACAAGAAAGUAAUACGUUACUUUUGUUAGUCCUGUAUAAGCCUCUGAGUCUUCAAAGGACAGCUAUGACUCAUUUUCACCUUUUAUUAUGUCUUCAGUCUUCACCUAUGAAGUAGCUUUAAAUGAUUUGUAGCUCUACAAACUCCUUAUUAAUCUUAAGGCGGCACCUGUAAAAACCCUCAUUCUUGUUGGUUUUCAACUGAUGUAAAGUUGGGCUCAGCUUUGGGGUGUUCCUUUAUACACAGCUUAAAAGCCACAAAAUGACCAAAAAGUUACACUUUCACAAAAGGUGUCUGAGGCCAUUUUUUUGCUCACUAUUAUAAUCAUAAGCAUGACCUUUUCUGGAGUUAUAAAGUUGCUUAAACCACUCAGGGGGUGUUAGGUUUUACACACCUAUAUAGUCAUAAAAUGACCCCAAAAUUACUCUUUCGUUAAAUAAUUCUCAGGCUUGUUGUUGACUUCUGUUGUCAUAAUGUGACGUCAAGCUCAUGGCUUGGAGCAACACCAUGGUUCAUAUUAUUACCUGAUACCAGCCAUGUCUUUCUAGAUUCCUUAUCAGGGUAAACUGUACUGUUUUUCCAGAACCCCUCACAGGCACUCAUUAUAAUUAAACUGUUAAAGUCGUUGGACAUAUGCUAAAGAUAUACAGCAUUGUUUGAUAAAUGAAAGGUGAAUUUCUUUCAAACAACCACAGUUGGUGGUUAUCACUGUUGUUAGAAACUGAGAGAAACUAUCUUAUCUCUUCUUAAAUUUCAUCCCCUGGUGCUCCACCUAUAGUGAGCUCUGCAGUAGUGCCCCAAGAAUAAGGUGGAUACAAGCUUAUUUCUGCUGUGUAACAGUGUUUAACAAUGUAACUGCACUGUGGCAAGGCAAAAGAGGAAUCUGCAUCCACCUCUUUGCAGAUGAUACUGUGAUUUUUGUCAACAUUUGGGUGGCAAACAGUGUUUCAUACUAACACUUCUCUUAAUUUAAACAGAUUUUGGAUAGAGACAGGAAGACUGUUAUUCUUUGUUUAAAAAAUAUAUAUUGCAGUUUCAAAUACACAGUAUCUAUACACUUAUAGGUGUAGGAUCUUAUGAAUAAUGGGUUGGUAGAAUCAUGCUAACAAGCUGUAUCAUUCUCAUAGAGAUCAUCAACAUCUACACUUUCAGUAACUUAUGCUUUCUUUAGAACAAAUUAAAUUGGUAUUAUCUUCAAAUGUAACGAAUUGCAACUUGUCAGACACUCUCCAAAUAUCCUUAACUAAAGGUAAAAUAGCUUUGGUCCCAGUACUGAUCCUUGUGGAACACCGCAAGUUACUUUUUACCCACUAUGGUUUUAAAAAACAGCUUUAAAAUAAUAGGGAAAUAAUAGUUUCAAGCUGAAUGAGAGCCAAACUGAAAACUUGUCUCCAAGAAACCCUCUUUGUCUCAGGGUUCCUCUUCUGAUAGGACUUUGAUAAUUCAGUGUUUUCCAAUGGAGUGUAUUGGGGAAAAAAAGUAGUUAUCAUGUUACUUAUUAAUGGUAUUAUGUGAAUAUAAAUUGCUCAGGCCCCUGGAACCCCCUCAAGGACUUUAAGAACCACUUCGAUAAAAGUGGAGCUCUCUUUUUUUCCCUUUACAUAUCUUUAUUCUUUCCACUGGGAGUCUGGAAAGAUGAAACUUUAAUGGCUCCUAUGAGGAGCGCUGGCCUGAUCACAGAUUUACCCUCUGCAUCACAGUACAUUACACUGCACUAAAGUUGAGACUGGUAGUCCAGAGAGAGUUAUAACUGUGAUUCUCCUCAGCCACUCUCAGAUAUGGAAUUGUGUUUUUUCAUUUGAAGAAAGCACAGCGUUAAACAGCCUCAUUUUGCUGUAAAAUUGAUUAUUUUUUGAAGAAUUUGUGGGUUUGCUGCUAAUUUAAACAAGAGCGAUCAAGGCGGUGAGCUUGCUGGCCUCCAUGCAGGGCUGUCACUGAGCACUGUGCACUGUCUCUCCAAGCUCUAUUCAUUAAUUCAUUUCUUAUUGGGACAGAGAUAACAGGAUUAGUGCUCCAAGCAUCCAGGAGUCAGCAGGGGGGGUGGGGGGGUGGGGGGGACCCUGUAACCCUCCUCCCUCCUACAGACAAUGCGUGUGUGUGUGUUUGUGUGUGUGUGAGUGACUGUGUGAUUGUGUGGGUGUGUGUUUGUGUCCUUGCCAGAUGGGACCAGUGCUUCUUCCAACUUAGAAAAGCAUCUCUCUCUCUCUUGCUCUCUCUCAUACACACACACGCACGUGCGUGCACACAUACACACUCUGCAUUCUCCAGCUCUCAUCCUCCUUCUGGUUUGCGUCCAAUCAUCCUCCUCUCACUUUUGUGUUCUGGCCUCCAGCAGUGCUUUGUCAACACAGCCAAAUAUCACCAAGUGUUUAACAAAUACUACCCCAAUCCUUACUAUCGAUUACUGUUACUAUGAAGACAUUUUCUUACCUCCAUGAAGCUACACAGUCAAGUUGCUCAAAUAACUGCCAUUAAAUUAUAACAGAGACUUAACUGCAAGGCCAUAUGGGAAUCUUUAAAGCUUAUACUUGCAAUUAAAACUUAAUGGCAGAAUAAAAGUUAGGUAACCUCAAGCUUGAGCUCCCAUUAAUAAGUCUGUUAAUGGGGGCUGAAUAACUACCCAUCAAACUCUCAUUUUAAUCCAUGCUGCUCCUACAAAAACAGACCAUCAGAGCAUUUACAAGGUUGUUAAAGAAAUAGUCAAAGGCACUAUCGUACAAGUGUAGAAAUGGUAGUAAAGGGACCUAUUUGGACUCCGAAUGCAUACUUUUGUAAGAGAGGGAAUGCAGCAGACAGCAUGUGCUUCCUCAGUUUAAGCCCCAGUAUACACAAUGAGAUAAUCUGACUUUCCUACAAAGGUCAGCAAAUGUCUGAUCUCCUAAUGGUUUAUUUCCAUCUCGCUGUCCAGUUCAGUUCAUUUUGAUAUGGUAAACCCUGAUCUUACAUCUUGUUUCCAAAACUGGCUAAACUCUGGCCCUUUUUGCAGUAAGUGUGGUAACUGUACUGUACUGUACUGUAAGACUGGGAAUGUGCUCACAUCCUUUUUUUUCUGUGCAGCUCCAUUUUUUUAAAUUAUAAGGCGGGUCAUGUUUUCUUUGAUUGACACUUGAUUAGGGCUGAAACGAUUACUCGAGUAACUCGAGUAACUCGAUUAAUAAAAUUCCUCGAGGCAAAUUAUAUGCCUCGAGGAAUCGUUUAAAUCCGGAACCAUGUGCAGCGCACGGUGUUUGACACGGACGGUUAUUUCUGUUGCGCAGAAGCGUGCUCUUUCCGCUCCUUCCGCUGCCGCGCGUUUGGUUCAGUCAUGGAGGGAAACGAGGACAGACAGAAGCUGUGUCCGAAAUGGCAUACUGCCUGCUAUCUACUUACCUACUCAAGCAGUAGCUACUGCCUACUGACUACUCAAAGAUGAUUUGAGUAUGCCGCGGCUGCCCGAGCGUUUACACACAUACAUACUAAAUACCCCAGAAUGCAUUUCGUGCCGGCUGGACGCAGCGCCGGGAAAAUUUAAAUAGUCCUACCACAAGCUACAUAGAACGACUGCAUACCGGACAAAUUAUAUAAAUUCAUUCAAUAAUAAUAUUUUUUCUAGCGAGAAAGUAAGUGUUUACAUCACGAUUAUGAGCCCAGUUGUUUGAAAUAGUGGCUGUUUGUAAAUUUGUCUCGGCGUUUUCGGAGACCGAAGCGUCCACUUGGUCGGUGUUUGCGUCUAUUUACCGUAAACACCGGGCAGCAGCAGCUCCCCCUUCACGUUUCCAAAUUAUUGCGAAGUGUUUUCAUAAUCAACAUCUACACGACACAAACCGGGCGGCAGUGGAUGAAAAAAAUCACACAAACAUCCGUGUAUCCAUGGUGAUAAUGCUAUACACCACCUGCUAGGCGUGUGAUGAGCAGCAGAGGGCUGCAAAAUGACCAACACACAACAACAUGUAGAUAAAAAUGUAACACUUUUAUAUAUUGAAUAAAUGUACAUUUGCUUGUCAAAUUAUGUUAGUAUCCAAGAAUUAUAUUAUUUCAGCCUAUUAAUUAAACAAGUAAAAUUAGAUCCAAAGCCUGGAAAUAGUUGUGACUGGUUUAGUGAAAACUGCAAAGAUCAUUACCAUAGCAAUUAAAAGACCAUCUGCAGACCUUGCCUUCAGUAGUUUCAUGUGAACUACAUGGUAAAAUGUAAAACUUUUGGUUCCUGAUUUAUGCAGUAAAAAUAUUCAUUUGAAAGACCUGGCCUAUUUCAGUUUUGUGUGUUACUGAUGGUUUUUAAUGAGGCAAACGUGAUUCAAUGCAAAGUAUUACAGUGAGAGCAAAACAUUUCUUAUCCGAUUACUCGAUUAAUCGACAGAUUAAUCGAUAGAGUACUCGAUUACUAAAAUAAUCGAUAGCUGCAGCCCUACACUUGAUACAGCCUAUGGGCAUUCAGAGGUUGUGUAGCUCACCUGGGGGAAACACUGUUUGAGCAGAGCGUCAUCACAGCAACUCUCCUGCUGAAUGUGUACAACGCUGCUGCGCAAGUGAUGGUUCCAGGAAGCAGAGAAAAUCCCGGAAAUACAGAAAGCAAUCCAGCUUCAAAUUCGUAUAAUGACGGAAGGCGGUCAAUCAUAGACUGUAUACAGUCUAUACAGUCUAUGAUCGCAUCUCACCUGCAGCUCACAUCUGUCUCAUGCACUGACGAUGCACGGAAUUGAAGGUUUGCAGUGAAGGUAUUUUACAAUGAGCUGUGUGGAACAGUAAGCUGAGGGCUGCGAUGGCUCUGAACUCGCUUUAUCAGAAGCCUGAAAAUAUGAUAGAUAAGUGGUUCCAUAUGCUUUUAAAGUCUGUCCCGUAUUAGAUGAGGAGACAUGCUUUUCUAAUGAAAUUGUGUCUCGGACAGUAACUUAAACAGCGUCAUAGGAAAAAGUUUUCAUCAAUCAUGUUGGUGAGUGACCUUGAUUAUCAGAUAAAAUCAGAUUACAGGAAAUAUUUCUUCUUGUGCAAUCUCCCUCUCUCUUUGCCUUUCGGUUUCAGCUUUAUCCCAGUGGGCUGUACAUGUGCACACAGACGGCCAAUUUUUUACCUGAAUCUGGCCAGACUUCUCCUGCCUGACUCCUGGUAAAAGUUUAUGGAGGAGUCAGGAUGAACGGACCAUCUAAUCUGAACAGUCAGCAGGUUUACAUUUUGUUGAAAAGAUUAACAAUGCUAGAAUAAAAGGAAAAACCAAACUCUACAAAAGGGUUGAACAAUAUAUCAUCUGAACAUCAUAAUGUACUGUAGUCACAUCACAGGAUGUCAGAUUCAUUGACAGCUAUCUCAACACCCUGAGCCCUUUGCUCCUCCAGUAAUGUGCUGGUAAAGCUGAAGCCCAGUCAUACAUAGUAUAAACACUAUUCUUUACAGUAAAAGGUGGAGUCUCAGAGGUUUGAGGUGUUUUAAAUGUGUCAUAGAAGAGCUGCUCUGUCUCUCUUUUUGCUCUUUAUCGUUCCUCUCUUACAGUAGCGCCUCCACCCCUUCAUGCUCCCCCUCUGCUCCCUCCCUUCCUCCCUCUGCUGAGACAGUCUAUUGCCUCCUCUCACUGUUACUGUGGAGAAACCAACAGCAUGCGUCCCAGGAAUGCAGGCACACACACACACACACACACACACACACACACACACACACACACACACACACACUCUCACUCUCUCUCUCUCUCUCACUCACAACCACCCGGUGCCCUGCCAGCUUCGCGGGUCAUUGUAUCUGGCACGUGGCCACUAUCUCUCCUACGUUGCACACAUACACACACCAAGCACACACUCGGCCCUUGCCUGACUCCUGGCUUGGCAGACAGCUCCUGCUGAGUAAGGAGGCCCUCGCUUGCCCUCUCUCUUUCUCACUUGCUCUCUCUUUUUUUUGUGCCCGUAGUUUCUUUUCAGACCAAACCUUCUCUCUUUCGAUGCUCCCUUUAUGUUCACACAGUCGUCUCAUUUUAUCUCUUCCCACGUUUUUAACAUGUUCUCAACCUGCAGACAAGAAGUAAAGCGAAGGCACCACCCUUUUCAAGAACCCCAGCCCCCGUCCAAUCAGAUCCAUCAGGAGGUUUUACUGUCAGCAUGGCUUAGCUGCAGUGCAUGCUUUUGAAUUGACACGUUGUAACUGGAUGUGAGGCUUUAACUCUGGCCAUUAGUCAUGUCUUUACUCCCCUGCUGGCAGUAAUGUCUCAACAGAGAAGAAUUAGAGGUGGGGCAUGGAGGAUUCAGACAACUACAUUCAGCCUUAAGGUAUAGACCAUGUUUCACAAUCCUCCUCACAGUGACUCAUAUUAAUAACAAACAAGACAAUAAGAAGCGGAGUAUGGCUCCAUGUGAACCUGAAAACGGAUUCAGAGGGAUUCAGCAACACCUUGGUUAGUGUGUCACAGCCGGGUCCAUUGUUGAGACUCUUUCUCACUGAGCAUGCUGGCUGUUGAUUAAGGGAUAAGUAUGUUGAAUGACGUCUGAGUCAUCAGGACAAGCGUUAAGCUGUUUGCUUACGGGAACUGUACAAUGACUACUGUUCUGUAAGCUGUAUAGAUGAUAACAGUGUUUAGAGUCCAGGCUGUUCUUCUGUCCUGUCUGAGAUAACUUCACUCAUAGUCUCAUAAAAAAGUUGGUACUGGUAUGAGAAAUAUGGUCACACUCCCUCUGGCUCAUUUUUAAGAGCGUUUCGAAAUGAAGGAGGUGGAAGUGUUUCAUAAGUAAAAGGUUUGGUUGACAUGUUGUCCUACAAGAAUCCUGUUCAGGCCUUUGGGUGUUUUUCUGUUCAGAUGAUUGUAACGUUGCUAACUCGCUACUGUUUUUGAAACUGUAGGCUUCUCUAGAUUGCCUGAAUAAGUGUUUUGGGUGUAGUUGAGAGCCAGAAACAAUCUCCCUUCCCAUGUUCUUCCAUAUUUUAUUAAUAAAUGUAAAAAAUGGGAACAGUCUUGAAAUUUCUUUUGGAAUCACAAUUCUUAAAAUUUUCCUAAAAAUGAACUGAUAUUUUCAAAUGUUUCAAACCUUUGGAAAAACUGAUGAUGUGUUUGAAGUUUAAAAUGAAAAGUUUGUUUUGUGAAAAAUAUGUGCUUGUUUUAAAUUUGAUGCCAGUAAAAACAACAAAACAAAAAACAGGAAUUCAAAAACAACAGCACUACAAAGCCCUUCCAGUAAGACCUCACAAUUAAUGAAGCUGCAACAAGUCAGUAACAUGACUGGGUAUAGCAGAAAGGCAGAGUGUCUCAGAAGUAAAGAUGAGAAGUGUUUCAUUGCAAUGUGAGAGACUGUGUUAGCAAAUAGUUAAACUAUUAAAGAAAAAUGUUCUGCAGUGUUAAGUUUGUGGGAGUUUGGUGAUUUCAGCAUAUACAAAAGGUAGUAUCACUAAAAGUCUCAGAAAAUCUGGAGAAAUUUGCCACAAAAAGGGACAAGGUGGAAAACAAAUACAGGUUACUGAAUGAUCAUCAGGCCCUGCACUGAAAACACAGUUGACUCUCUAGUGGAAGUUACUGCAUGGGCUCAGAAGUUUGUCACUGCAUGUACAAAUGCUAAGAAAACUACCACCAUGAACCAGGAAUACAGCAGCACCUCCCAUGACCCGGUCUGUGACCCACUGAAAAUCAUUUGAUGCCUGAUGUGGUAAAAUACAACAAAAGAGAUCUCAAACUGUUGAGCAGCUGAAAAAAAUGCUUGGCAAAACUGGGAAAACUGGGAAAAGAAAUUGACCUUCUCAUGUAAUUUUGGUAAAAGAAGAGGUGAUGAGCCCAAUGGGAAACAUGGCCCUGUCCUAACUCUGAUGAACGGUGCUGCUGGUGUUGAAUUUGUAAUGAGCCCUUUUUGUAAAGGAAUCAAACUGUUGAAAUCAAACUCUUAAUAUGUUUCCCUGUAAUAUGUUUUGAUGAAAUAUAGGGUAUAACCCAUCAAAAUCUGUUUUCCAUCAACAUUUUCCAUCAAAUCCUCAGACUUUUGUUUCAGAAUUUGGGUUGUUUUAUAAAAAUGUUUAAGAUGAAUGCUCCUAUCAGUCUAAUAACCCACAUGCUGCCAUGCAUCCCUAAUAAAUAUGGUGAUAGGAUACCAUAAAAAAGAUUUCACACCUUUUUUUAAAUGCAGUGUGUGAGUGAGUGAUUUCUCAGAUAUAGUUUGAGAAGAAAAAAGGUGAUAUAUUAAAACACUGUACACAUUUAAUUUUAAAGCAACAAUAAACUAUUUUAUAUUUGACUUUUAGUAAAAACAGUGGGCUCCCCUCUAACAUUCAUCAUCAUACUAAUACUUUUCCAGCAUUUUGAGCAAAAUUAUACAUGUCUCUUCUGAUGAAAACUGAAACUGUAUAACCCAAAUAUAUGAGGUUUUGGAGAAUCACCAGAGUAUUGCAUAACACAGUGUUUCAAUACUGGACUGUAUUUACAUGUCUAAUUCCACACACAACCUUCUGUAUUGAUUUUUCUCCUGAAUCACCCACCCAAGUGUCUUCAAAGCCAGUUCUGGAUACUUUGAGAAAACGUGGUGACUGCUCCCUGAGUCCACUCUGCUCUGGUCUACGUGCCACGUCUCUAACAGCUACAAAUAUCUGUAAUUUUCUGCAUUCAAACUGAUGCUGCAUGGAGGAUGAUAAGCUUCAGAUCUGUGUGGUGACAGUUUUAAUCAGCAGCUGAUCACACAGAACAAUGCUCUUUUGUUUGGGAACAAUGUCUUUCACAAUGCUUUAUCUGUUUCUCAGUGGGUGGCAGUUUGGCGCUGCACUAUCUGAAUUAUGUAAAACGUACGUCAAGAUGCACAGCCUGCUGCUGAGGUUGUCUUGAUUAUCCAUGUCUGGGAUUGUCAUGCUGUUCAGAUAAAUAUAACCCUAAUUUUAAAUUGAAGACGCAGUUGUGAGCUGGAUUGUAGAAAUAAGGGGAACAUCUCAGUGUUUUCUGCAUGAUUGGAUGGGACUACAACUUGUGAGGCCUUGAGGUUUAAAUCAGUUUUAGCCAAUCAACAGACCCUGCUCUACACUCGAGGUAAAAGCAUGUCCAAAAUAUUGUUCCAGCUUCAACCAAAGUGGCCAGCUGAGCCUCGUUCAAGUCCCUCUCUGUUUCUUCUCCCGCUGUUGUUCUGGGGAUGACAAGAAGAUCCUGUUGUGUUUCUAUGGUGUCGCCUGGCGCUGCCUCCAUUCAACAGGAUCUGAUGAACACAACUUGUUUUAAGUAUCAAACCUCUCCAUAGCUCAGCUCUCCUUUAUACCUGAGAAGAGAGGGAGAAAACCUGUGUGUAGAUCUGUGUGUGCCUUAAGGUCUGUGUGUGAGUUUCAUUGUCAUGCCAAGGACAAGCGGGUCCGUCCCGUGCCAAGUGGUGCCAAGCCAGCUGGCUGUCGCUCAUGCUUUUGUUUUGUGCUGCGCUCUGUAUUCAGCCCACAGCACACAUUGUUGUGAAGAGCCUUUUCGCCUGCUCUACCUCACUCACUCUUCUUUUGUGUGUGUGCACAAGAGUGUGUGUUUGUUGGUGUGUCAGUGACCUUGAUGUGGGGGGAAAACUACAAACAAGAGUGGGCCAGUGCGAGAAUGGAGAGAAUGUGAAAAUAAAAGGUGCUGCAUGUUAUUACCUUUUUAAUAUUCACUGGUGUUUGACUCUGCUGGACUCACAGUCUCUGGUUUUCUUCUGCUCACACACUGAUGAGGUGAAGGGCCAUUGCUCAGCUUUGUGGUGGAGUCCUGUUAAUGACUACGCCACCUUGCAUCUCAAAUGGGAUUUUCUCCCGCAUGCUGUGGAGGAAUCCUGUGAGGAGGAAAAAAAUUCAAUCAGUCAUAAGAUUUAUUAUUUGAUCUAAAGUGGACUUUUUCCUCUUGAAUGUGCAUUUGAACAGGACUAUGAAGCCACAAGUAUUUUCCAGAUUUAGCACUGUUAAAAAAAGUUCUAACUCCAUUCAGACGUCAUAGGAAAGAUGCUGCAAUCAUACCUUUUGUCUUUUUCUUUUGGAACCGUUCACUUGCUAAGAAAUCUUUUGAAUAUGUUUCUGGUAAAUAGACAAGCUGCAGGGAUCAAUUUCUUUCUGUAGCUACCUUCUUAAAACACUGUACAUAAAAAGUAUAGUUCAUGCAUAACUGAGGGCAAUGAAGCUAAGUUUAGUGAGCUAAAAUGCACUUUCAUUGAUUUUCUGAACUUACCAUGUCUUACUUUUAUCAUAUAUGUUAACAAAGAAAAGAAUAGGACAGUAGCAUUUGAAAAUUAGCAUCUGAAUUUUGUCACUGCUCAUUAGAGCAUCUCUGCAUGCAGGUGAGAAAAUGUCUGCAGAGUAGCAGUGACUCCGACCGAUUGGUCAGCAGCUGCUGCUGCUGCUGCUUUGUGUUUCUUUAAUCAGUUUUGUUGCACUCAUAACUUUAACGCUGAUUUUAAAGAUUUGCUAUGCUGAAAUAAAGGACAUUUUUACAUCUCUCAGGAUACUUACAGCCCUUGCUCCGGUGUAGCCGUGUUUGUUCUUCUCUGCAUGUAAUGGCACAGUGAGUUGACUUGUUCAGAGCCGCUAAUGUUGUUAACUAUUAUUGGCUGAUUUCAGAUAAUCAACUGAAUUCUUGGAUUAAAUGUUCCUGUUAAUUAUUGAACACUUGGGCCCUGAUCCAAAAUUUGUAGACCAAUGAUGCCACUGGACACCACAGUUAACUGAGUACUCGCUGGAUGCCUGCACACAAAAGCAUUGGUAACAGUAUGAUAUACACAGUGUAGCUUUAAAGACAUCAAGGUCUGCAGUACAUGUAGUUAAUUUUUCAUGUUUCGUUCAUGUCUACAGUUUAAGCCUGAUGUUGUUUAUGAUUUUGCCCAAAUGGGUCCUGUGUUAGGGUGUGAUGAACCAGGAAAGAGGGAGUCAUGUGAAUGUCAGUGUCUGUAUUAUUUUUUACCAAAGUCACAGUUCUCCAAAGAGUCACCACCUACAUUUAAAAAGUUACAUACUGUGAAUUUUAGUUGCAUACCUGUGAGUUAGAAAAAGAAACCUUUGUGUCCAUUGUUAGCUCUCGUGUGUUCUUGAUGAGCUGAUCUUGACCGUUAUGUAAUGCUCAUGUUUGUGUAUCCUUUUCAUUCAACUGUGUAAAAGUUUGGCAGAGCUGUUUCAACAUUGAGUGACUCAACUGACUUGAAGUGCAGAGGAAGAAAGUGGGAGUCUCUGAAGAUGUGGAUUGGCUGGUCUUCCUGCUGUGUUGGUCAAAUUAUCGGUGCUCAUGGUAGCUAUGAGGACAUGUUUUAAGUGUAUUGUCAUGAAUAUUUAUACAAGAGCCCAACCCUUCACUAGCCCCUCACCCUCCCACCUCCUGCAGCCUUAUGUGUCCAAAGCUGUUUUGAAAUCUACAUAAUUUGGGUUUGAAGUGCCUUUCAAAUGGCCUUCCUUGUUUCACCACUUAGCAGAAAUAAGAGGAGACACACUUAUUAAUCAGGCCCUUAUUGUGUGUGUGUGUGUGUGUGUGUGUGUGUGUGUGUGUGUGUGGUUGAUAGAUAACUACAGAGGAAAACCCACAGUGGAGAAAGAGAUGGGAGAUGGAGUGUGAGUGAGGCAGGGGAAACAAAGUCACAAACCCAGAGUGUGUUUGAGAGUACAACAUUAAAUAGGAUGAGAAGGAGGCACGUUGUGGUUUAACAAAGCAAAACCAGUUGGCAGCCACUGGCGAGAUGUUGGUCAACCACAAAUCAAACUGCCACAGCGGUUUUGAAAAACAAGAUUUCCAACUAUUGUAGUAACACUGAUGCAUUAAACCGUUCUCCAUCCUGUCUACUUAGAGAGGCAGUCUGGGUUUUUGUCAUAUUGGGCAAGAGGGAAAACAGGAUACAUUUUGGAGGUAGAAUUCAUGUUGUCCUUGCUGAAGAUGAAUGUCAUUCUCCAUCUGAAAACUAAUAGCAUUGCCAUGUGUUUCAUACUGGAACAGAGUAAAUGUAUUUAAAUGAGUCCCCACUCAUUGGGAUAUGCUCUCUCCUUACCAGAAUAAAGAAUCUCUGAGUAAAAAAUCCCAGGUCAACACUGCAAUAACAGACUGUCAUUAUGCCUGAUCUGCUUUAUGACAUCCCGCUAAGUCUAGUUGGUGUUCAGUCCCAGUAUCCACGAUUGCCAGGCUGUAUCACACUUAUUCAGCAACACUAUUACUUUUCAAUAAGUAAUAGUUGUCCUUAUCCUUAUGGAGCUCCCAUACCUGGUUGUCUCACUAAUUGUUAACCUUCAGAUUUGCUGUUAAAUCCUUUUUCUGCUUUGUAGGGCAGCUCUGUCUCAGUGGUACAGUUGUCCAUCCUCAAUCAGAUGGUUUGAUUCCAGGCCCCUAUGUCCACAUGCCCACAUUAGUACAUUUAAGAAUAGAUUUAUAGCAUUAGCCCUACUGAAACUGGACUUAAAAUAUACAUCUAAGCACAUUAGUCUAACUGAAAUCAAAUUUCUUAAAUUAACAUACCUUGAUAAUGAAGUUGGGAAUCCGUUUUCUCCUCCAUCUUGAAAGCUCAAUAUGAUUGAAACUGGCCUGAGCAUUCUGGGCAUUCUUCAGAGAUCACAUGCCAGGCUUCAACCCAGAAGUUGAAUAAAUGUGUUGCUCAGAAGCCAUGUAGGAAACAAAACCAAAACAAAAGACAGGAGGACAUAAAGAAAGACUGUUUGCCAUUUGCCAAUGUGAUUGUGAAUGGUUUGAUAUAAUUGUAGGUCAACCAGCAUAGUAGUAACAAGCAGAGAAAAGGGCAUGUGGCCUCCAGCUGUAGCCGGGGUUGACAUGUUUCUGUCAAUGUUUCAGUUCUUGUGCGGUGCUUGUCAGCUGGGACAAGGACAUUAGUCCAGUUAAAUCGUGUGAUCCAGCUAUUGCUGUAACAUGACUUCCCUGUGCAUGUUAACGUACUGAGUGUAUGUAGGCAAGACUCUUAACCCCAGACUACUCCUGGUGGCUGUGUCAGUGGUGUGCGAAUGGGAUUACUUAACAUUGAUGGGCUUUCAACUGCAGCCUCUGCCAUCAGUGUAUGAAUGUGGUGUGUUUAGAGUGUCAGAAGUCUGGAGAAGGCCCCGUAUUAAUACAGUACAUUUACCAUUUGUCAUUCAUUCUUGGGUUAAUUAGACAAUUUUCAUUUAGGUCACAAUUGGUCAAACACAUACAUAUUUGAGUGGAUGUGGGGCACACUGUUGACAGGUUCUGUCUUAAAAAAAUCUAGAAGCAGCAGAUGUAACAUCUUCCAAAAAAAACAAAAACAAAUACAAUUUGAACAAUGGAGGACCCAGAAUUGAGCCCUGAGAGACACCACAGGAGCUUUACCCUCCUGUAAGCUGAAAAAAUGUUGCUGAUUUUGGGUCGAAUUAGAAGGAUAAGAUACCAGUUGUACUGCGUCUUAACUGGGAACAUCAAUAUUAAAAGCAUGCAAAGAGGUUUAUGAUGAGUGAUGCAUAGACUAUAUUUGAUUGCCAGCAGUUGAAUAGAGUUUUGAGGCUGAUUUAAACCUUACCUUUUUAGUCUAAACAUGCUUCAUGCAGUAAUGUCCUCUGGUUUCGCAGACAUUAUCCACUACUUCUUAAAUUGCCAUUUUUCAAGUUGUUAGAAUAAAAAUAUUGCAUUGUGUAGCUUUAUUCACCCUCUGUACUUUAAUAAUCCUCUGCUAGUUUAAAUGAAAUUUCAAGCACACAUGCUCAGACAAAGAAAAAAAAAAUGCACAAACUCAAAUGCACAUCCACACAACUGUAGCCCCAGGGUUGUUGUUACUAGCCCUUCAUUGUCCAUACAGGGGGGAUUGGAGUGCUUGCAUCACUGUUGGUUCAAUCUCAAGCUGUCCCUGCACUGUGUGAAUCCAGGCGAUUGUGAUAGGCAGGGAUGUGUGUGCGAGUGACUGUGUGUGUGUUUAUGUUUGCAUGGUGCUGUACAGGGAGAGGCCGUUGAGUGCAUCCUGAUCCCCCCCUAUCUGUCCUAUAUAAUCCACUCAGUGAUAAAUGACAAAGAUACUUAUGAAAGAGGAAAAAUAUCCAGACAACAUGCUCUAAAGUGUAGUGUAUGGGAGGUGGACAGAGUGGAUGGGGAAAUGGAAAAAGAGCAAUUUAAUGACUGAAUGGAGUAAGUGAGAGAGUAGUCUGCCUAUCAUUGUGUCCAUCCAAAAGGUCUCACUCCCUCUCUCUCCGUGUGUGUGUGUGUGUGUGUGUGAUUGAAUGAAUGUCUAGCAAUUGGAAACCUUUUCUUUUGUAAACUUAAGUCUCUGCCAGAGAGCAUUGUGGAGCAUUGUUUACCAGCCCCCCCUUCUUUGUUCUGCCUCUGUGAGUGUGUGUGUGUGCGUGUGCAGUAUGUGUGUCCCUGUGUGACAGUUGACAUUAUCAGAUGAUUGCUCCCACGGCUCGUCUGUGUGUGUGCACACGCACACGCUUGCCUGUGUGUAGUUACGUACAUGACAGCUGACAUUAUUGGAUCCCCACUGUUGUGUGUGUCAGCUGCAUGUGUGUGUUGGUUGACAUUAUUGGAUAAUUGCUUGUGUGUGUAUGUGUGUGUUUGUGUGUGUUCUUGAUUAUUUUCCAUUCAGACAAGGCCUGUGGUUUAAAAACAGGCUGCUCUAAUGGUUUUAAAUCAGAGUUGCAGUGUUGUUUAACCUCCUGCAUCACUUCUUGGUACAGCGUGUUUUUGGCUGAGAUAAACUAACUGUAACUAGGGUUUUGUCUCACUGCAGGUCAACAAGUUCAAGUCAAGUCUGUUGACUUUUAAAACCUGUUUAAUGUUGCCUGCCUGCUGUAACUUGUUUCAGCCAAUUGAAAUUCUGAUGCUUUUCCACACAUGCAUCCCAUAACAGAUUUCAGGACACCCUGUUUCAGAAGUUUUGCAACAAUAUAAUUUGCACAUGUUGCUCUCAUGUAGUGAUGCAGUGGUUGGUUUGUGAUCUGUUAUGACCACCCUGUACUGUUCGGACUGCACACGGUUCAAAUUCGCAGCUAGCUUUGAGUGUUUUUAGUGCUCUUGCCUGUUUCAAACCCGCAUGAGAAAGAUGUCCAUCUGUGUGUCGGCUCUGCUCCUGCAUGCUCAAAAUCUGUGAGUGAAGGAAGUGAAGAGUGCAGGUGCCAGAGUUAAUUUCACAUAAAGGGGAAAUCAAGACAAUAAACUGUUUUUGCUGCACCAAGAGGGGUGAUUUUCAUUAUACUUGCAUUGCCCACACAAAAACAUUUUCCGAUACGUCAUGCUGUCAGGAUAAAGAAAUGAAACAAACUCAUGCACAUGCACAGUUAUGUUGAGCUGCCAUCAUAGCUUGAUUAGGUGAUUCAAUUGGACUUUUGUUCUCGCAGCAAUACACAACCACCAGGUGAGCAGUGGCUUUGUCUUUUAACUCUCUUCUUCUUUUGUUGAGGUUUUGUUUACUACCCGCCAUUCUUUCAGGGCAAUUAUGCUGUUUGAUAUCUAGCUGUGAAAACACUCAGGCCGGUUUGGGUGCAAUUGAGUUGUACAUGUGCAAAAAAAAAUGGAUCCUGAACCACAUUAAUAAGUAUGUGAGUCCAACAACAAGAAUACACUCAUUUAGGGCUGUAAAGUCCUGGUCGACUGGUCAACUCAUUGGUUGAUUCGUGCUGAGCCAACCAAAAUUCUGAUUGGUUGACUUGAUUUCUUCUUCAGCGUCAAUUUACAGUCUAUGGUUAAUUUCAUCAGGAGGCAUGUACCAAGUGCUAAUGGGGGUGUUUUCAGAGCACCCCCAUUUCAAAGGCCUGUCUCACAACACCCCCCUUGUUUUCACUAUUUUGGAUUCAUCCAACCCACUGGAGACAGAAAGAUUGAAGAGCGUCCACGUCAACGUCUGGUGGUUUGCUGAAUAUAAUUGUGUUUAAUUGCCUUCUUGUGAUGAUAUCAGUAUAUUUUUACCCCGCUGAGCUGUGCUCCACUGAGCCGCGCUGUACGGGUUUGGCGUCACAGUAGAAAACACCACCCACCCCACCCCACCCAGUUGUUUUUGGUCAAAAAUUUCAGGGUUUCAGUCGACCAAGAAUUUCUUUGGUUGAUUACAGCCCUACACUGAUUGUGACUAAUGUCAGUCUCACAUGAGAGCAUGUAUGUUAGAAGUCCAGUCUGAGGUGGACCAAUUUAACCAAUGGAUUGUUUACAUAUAGAAGAUGACUUUAAGUUGAGUUGAUUCCUAAUUCACUGUUUUAUUGAGUGUAUGUUUCUCAACAGUUCAGUAUAAAAGUAAUAUUAGAUAUAACUUAUCAUUAUAGAAUAACUUUAUCUUUGUUAAAUAAGACUUUUCUGGGAUGGCGUGCAAUUGGCAUGGUGACUCUUUGUGCCUUUCACUGUAGUUAGAGUCAUGGCUUAGCAAGGAGCUGGAAGGUUAAAUAAAUUAAUAGAUAAAGUGUAUUUUAUCUCUCUAUUGGUUUUUGGUCCAUCCAUGAACCAAAGUGAACCAACCAGAGAGAUUUGUGAUCCUAUAAACAAAGUUGAAGGUCUACUUUUAGUAAUGGGUUUUCAAGUUGAAGAGGAGAUACGACUGGAAGAUUUAAUCGCCCUUGAGGCAGAUGUUUUAUUUUCCCCCAUUCAGAGUGUUUAUAAAAUGAACUGAAGGACUCACUGGUCACUCUGCAAAGUUAUUCAUAAAAAAAGUGGACUUGCACAUGUUUGACUCAUUCAACUGCUGGGUUCAUCGCUCAUGUUUCAUUGCUUUAAACUUGGUCCUGUAGCAAAUAGAGUUUGUGGUGCAGUGACAGAUUCCAAUGAAUAUUUGAAAUAACUGAAUGAACCUUCACUGGCAUAAAGCUCAUUUGAUUAAGCUUGAUCCCGGCUUCAGACUGCAGGUUCAAUGGUGUAGCAUGUCUGUUAAUGUGGCUUACAUCAUGGACAGCCUGUUUUAGUGUUAGAUGCUUUGAGAGCUUUAGUUAUGUUGUGUUUUUAUAGUCCAACAAGUUCAGAACCAUCUCCACUCUUUUGUCCUGCUACCUCAUGUUCAUUUCAUCAGCUAUCGUGUGUUCACAUCCAUCCUCCCCCUCCAGCAGCUCCUCCACAAGGCCUCCUGGCUGCUGCCUGCCUGCCUGCCAGCCGCCUCUCACCCAUUGUGGGCUAACAAAGGCAGGCGAGGCCCCAGCCUCAAGGCCUACAGCCUGGUUCUUGGAGGGGGCUUCAGGGUGGGCGGUGCUUUGGGGAGGAGGGGUGUGCUUGCCCACAAAAGGGAGGGGAAGCUAGGGGGGUGGAAGCCAAGAAAAAAGCAGGUCACGCCCAGAUUAAAAUUCAAUGUAUUGCCUGUGUAUGACUGUCUGCCUACGUCAGCAAUCUGGCCUUGGUGCUUCAUGUGAGUGUGGGUGCAGGAAGCAGAGAGGCAGCAGGGAUUGGAGAGUCUCAGGGUUUCUAAGGUGGAUCACCAGAGGAGGAGGAGGAGGACAGCUAGAAAUAAGAGCGGGAGUGACAGAGGAACAUGUGGAGAGAGAGAAAAAUGUGUGUGUGGAGAGGAAAAAGGAGGAGGUGGUAAUCAGAGUGUCUGGCUCCUUCAUUGCUCUACUUCAACUGUUUGAGCCCAACACACCUUCAGGGUGUGUGUGUGUGUGUGUGUCUGUGUGUGUGUGCGCGCUUUUGGGAGGGGAGGGAGUCUUCUUAAUGGGGCUGCAGUAGCGUCAUAAUGCAUGCAAGACAAAGCUGAUUUGGUGAUGCAUGCUUCCUUUGUGUUGGUGUUACGUUUGAGGGGGGUCUCGGUAAUACACACACACACAAACACACACACACACACAAUCCAAUCCGCCUCUGUUUUGGGCCCCAUCCCCAUAUGGUGGCUUGGCUUGAUGAGAGCUUGAUGAAGUCAACCAGAAGUCCCCCACCCUUCUGUGUGUGUGUGUGCCUGCAUGCGUGUGUGUAUGUGCAAAUCUGUGAUUGCUUUUCGGCUAAUGGAUAAAUGAGAGUUUCACCCUUGCAGAGCUUUUGUGCGUGCAUGUGUGUGCGUGUGUGUGUGUGCAUGUGUGUGCGUGUGUGUGUGUGUGUGUGUGAGAGAGAGAGAGGAGCAUGGGUGGAUCGUCAGCUUGUAUAUUGGCUUGCAAGCUGUUUUCAUUAUAUUUCAUUAUUCAUGUUUCAUGCAUGAUUGUGCAAGGGGAGCAAUGAUCAGCUCUGCAGGGGCGAAGGCUAAUCAGGGGCGUAAAGGUUUCUAAACUCAGACGUGCAGACGGUCCAACUAAACCUCAAAUGUCACAACCUUUGCAGCAGACAAAAUAUUUCCCAGAAAGAAGAGGCAAAAAGAAAACACAAAAGAAAACCCACAGUCAGUAUUUAUUUUCAGAUUUGAAGAGACGUACAGUGCCAGCAGGGAUUGAACCGAGUCCGCGUCUGCUGCUUCUUUUGUUAAUAUGAACCCGGUGAGACUAGCUGUUUCUAUGGUAGAGGGGCAACCAGAUUAACCAGUAAACCAGCAGCAUUUAUUUUCAUGUCCCUGGGUAGGCUGAAAAUCCAAACAGUGAGUCACCUCAAGCAUAUCUAAAAUUCCCAUCUAAAAUUAGCUGAGGUCAUCGCCUGCGAAUAAGCGCCGAGGAAGUAUCUCUGCAGCUUUGUUUGUCAGGAAUAAAGCCCAAGCACACAAGGAAAUAUUGAUAAAGUAUUGUACAAAAUAUCAGAAAGUUGCUAAAUCCCUCAAACUGUGUUUUUGCUAAUUUCAUGCGCCCCUGCAGUUUUUAAAGAGUGCAUCACCUGCUUUGCGAUCCAAAGGUCAAGAGUUCUUCCUCUCAAAGGUCCCUGGAGUAACUUUUGUUCACUCUUCAGACAUGAAUUCUGCUGCUUUCAUCAGAUGUUUGCUUUCAGCUGCACACUAAACAAAAAGCUCUGAUUAAUAAAGCUGGAUUUGUGCUUCAAAAUGUUCAGCUUUGUGCUCGAUUGUGUUUGUGCACAAACUACAAAUGCGGGGCUUUGUGCUUCCUUCCUCUGUGUGUUUGUACACAGAAAACGCCGUCAGAGUGAGCUUUUUCUCUUCUCCUUUAUGUGUUUUGUUGCCACCUCGCCGUUCCUUGUGUUGUGUCCGCCAACUCAGAAUGGAGCCAUUUUGUCUCCUUCAGUUCCUGAAAUGAAAUAUAAGCCUCUUAAAUGCAUACUUAUCUUGCCCUGCAGACUGUGCUUCAAGAACAAACACACACAUGCCUGCAUGCACACACACACACGCUUACACACUUGCUAAAGAGGCAUUGUGAUGCCAGCUCUUGUUGUUCCUAAGACGGCGGCUGCAUGCAUGUGGCAGAUGGUUGUUCCUUUUUUGCUUUGCAUGCCGCCAUAUUAAACAAAAAAAGCACAGCUAAGGCCACGGCUGGUUUAGGAAAAGGGCAAAGUGCGCGAGAGACGGAGAAAGACGAGACAAAAGAGCAGCAAAAGGAGAGACAGAGACAACAGGCUGGGCAUACGCAACACAAGCAGGAAAUCCAUGUGUGUAGAUGUGCAUAUGAGAGCGUAACCACAUUAACGCUGUAGGCACUGCUUGCACAGAUGCAGACUGACACACAUUCUGCUCAAUUUGCACAAAAAAUUAACCAGAAUCCUAACAACUGAUGCAGAUGACUGAGUUGCUAUGCAGGGAAAGAGCUCAACAUGUAGCUGAUAUCAUGUUUUGUGUGUUUUUGUGCGUUCAUAUAUAAAUAUGUGUGAAUUUCUAUCUAAAGCUCUUCUUUAGAUCAUUUGAGCCGAAAUUCAGAGCAGUGACCUUUAGGAACUGUCUGCCUCUUUCAUAUGUUCUGAUGUUGGUGUGCGCGUCCAUAUCACUGAAUGCCUCUGUCUUUCUUUCCUAGAAGGCGGAGUGCCAUUCCACUGACAUUUCAAUCAUCCUCUCAACUUGCCCAUGCACACUCUAAAUCCCAGUUUUUCUUCUUGUUCUGGCAGCAACAGCGAAAUUAAUCUCUGUAAAGUCUCUUGAAAUGUAUAUAAUCUGUGAAAGAGAAAGCACAGAUGAAGGCUGCUAGAACCCAUGAUCAUACAAGCUGCAGCAGUUUCAAACAUUGUUAGUGCCUUUGCUAUGCUAACAUCAGACUUGUGCUGUCCAUGGCUCAGAUUCCCAAGCCGAAGAAGCAGGAAAAAUGCUGCCAUCGAAAAAGAAAAAAAAAAAACCUAAAUUAUGAGAUGAGUCCAUCUAUUUCAAGACUCAGGGCAUUUGUCUUGAGCAUAUAUUACAGAACUUACAGCUGACAGUGAAGUAAACAUUGAUUUUCUGCCAACCAGUUUGCAUUUCCAAACUAGUUGCAUGAUUAAGAUAACGGUCCCGAACAUUACAGUUAGUCCUUUGAGCUUAUGAGUAAUAGUUUAAAGUGACGUUUUACAAGCUGUCUGACCAGUUAAACCAAUAUUCUGUUUAUCAAUAACAUCUUUACAAUAGAUGUAAGAACUAAAACCUGACUGGUUUCAGCUUUUCUUUUAAAUCCAGUUUUAUAAUGAUAUAAUCAGUGUAAACAGACACUGCACCUCACAUUAUUGUGACAUGUGAAGCCUAAAUACCACCUUGAGACCACCAAGUCUACGCUCAGCCCACAGCUGAGUGUCCUAUCUGUAAACAUGGAGGAGAUGUGGAUUAAGACUAGUCUGCUUCUUUGUGCUGAUGUUUUGCUGGUAAACAGACAAAAUAUGAUUAACAGUCAAGAGGCGAACUGGUUAGCAAAGUAUUUCAAACUCCUGUUUUGGCUGCUCUUUUACAGCUUUGAAUUGAUAUCGUGGGGAAAAAAAAAGAUAAUUAAAAGUCCUUCCAGAUUUAAAACAUAGUCAUGAUUAUCUUGACUCUAACUCAUUUUAAACAUGGCUUUUUAGUCAAGUUUUUUUUUCUUUUUAAAUCUGCACAUGCAUGUUUGGCUUUGUGUUUUAAUUGAUGUUUUCAUACAAAUAAAAUUCCUGACAGUUAAAGUUCUUGAAGUAGAAAUUAAAGUCGAAUUUGAAUAAUUUCUAUGAUCAGAAAUAAAAAGGCAGACUUUUUCGUACCUUCCUGAUAGUGUAGAUGUUGGUCAUGUUUGCAAUGUGGUUCAUGCUGAUUUGAAAGGGUUAUUUCUUUUCUGCAGAAAUGAUCAUCAGUGUCAUCAGGGGUAUUGUUUGAUGUGAGGUGACUCACAUUUUCUGUUGGACAUUUGCAUAGCAUUGUAUCUUUGCAGAUGCCUCCAUUCUGCUGUCUUUGCACCUGACUGCUUCUUGUGCUUUUGUUGCUCCUUGUUUGAACUCCUCACUAUAUCUGGCGUCAAAGCUUGAGUCUUAUCCAUGGAGAAAAAUUAAAACAGGAAGUUUUCCAGGAGACAGUGAGUGUAUGCUUUAUCACCUUCAGGGGAUUGACAUUGCUCAGUGUUUGCAGCUUGAUAAAUUGCUUCUGCUUGCCUCUUUGUAAGCGUGGCCAGACAAGGCCGCAGCACAAUAAUGCCUCUACACUGCAAACAACGGGCAGGAACAUAAAAACACGGUCUCCUUAUCUCUAAUUUAGCCUUGGGUGAACAGGGUUUACACACAGUGGAGAAAGGACAGCUCCCGUGUAUGACACACAAACAUACCACGGCCCUCAACUUAGCUCCAGCAAGCAUUUCUACUCUCUGGAUUUUUCAGUUUCACAUCCUCUUGCAGAGCUGGAAAGCAGUAUUUGUAGCUUUUCUCUGUACAUAAUCACCUUUAUUCUUGGGUUGCAAACACUCACAAUCGCAUGGAUCGACCAAAUGACCCUCCAUUAAUACCAGAUUGUAUGCAGGCUGUGAACUGCACCCCUUUGGCUUUCAGGCUGUAAAGCUUGCCUUCUGAUUAGACAGGUGAAGUUCCUGAUUGAAUCUCAGACGCCACCAAGCAUGAGGUGCCAUAUCUGUCACUAUCUAGACAUAAAUAUCUGACUUCAGAAUUUGUUUACAGGAGAAUGGCCCCAUUUAAUACUGAGAAAUCUUUCUUGUGCAUUCUUUAAGUAAGGUUUUAUUCAUAUGACAACAAGGAGCUGUAUGCAUCUCAUCUUAGGCCAGCUUUUGGUGCUACAACUAGGUAUUGAAUCACACUAAAAACACCUCAUACCUGCACAGACAGGCAUUCUUUAACAGAGAGGUAGGUUCAAAGAAAGAGAAGGACCAAUAACCAAUAACUUUAUGUGGAGGAGCGUCAAUAAAUGCAGUAGUUCAGCGAAACAUUUCUAAGUAGUCAGCCUUUGUUAGUUUUUGUCCCCCUGCUCAUACAUGGCCGUCUGACUAGGAGUGUAUAAUACACAGUAGUGUACUCAGGGUGGGGGAUCGGGUCUGAAAAAAGCCUACUGGAUGUCCUUUCAGUGGAUAAUAUCUACAAAAGUGUCCUUUGGCGCCAGCACAAAAACAUGCAAAAAGGGACCCUCUCCCUUUUUGCAUGUUUGUGUGUCUUCUGAAUGCAUUUCUCAUGAAUAAGAUCUAAUAAAAGAUCCCUCUAUAUGCCCUUCCUGUGGGGAAAAAAAAGUGUAAAAGGGACUAUCUUGAUGCACAGCUAGCAAAUAAAUUCUAAAAAAAAAAAAAAAAAAAGAGAAGAAGAAGAAGAACAUCUCUCCACCACAUCCUCCACUUAGUCCAGCUUCAGUCCUACCACAGAGCCAGACUUUUUCACCACUUUGUUAAGACGUCUUGCAUCUUUGUGUUUCAUACUUCCUCAACAGACUGCAGCGUACAGCAGAACACUUGCCACAACACACCGAUAAAACAUCUGCAGCGUCUUACUACAGAUGUCUAUUGAUCGGAGUUUUCUCAGGCAAAAAUGCGGCUCUGCCAAGAGGUGCCCUUUGUGUUUCUGUCAGCCCUCGCCCUUAAACAGCAUGAAUACACCCCUGUUAAUAUCCAUGUGUAUGAGGUGUUUUUUUCACUUGUUUACAUACAUUUUUAGGAACAAGCAAGCCUAAUGGUGCUCCUUUCUCUCACAGUUUUUCUCUUUUAGAAAAACAGUGUCUUUUCAAAGCAUUCUACCCCUCCUCCAUCUCAAUCUUUUCCCUCCACUUCCUUCAUUUGUCCUCCUUCGCCACCCUUUGCUCGGUCAGGUUUGGGAACUUAGCACAUACACGUCAGCUUUUUGCCAAUUUCCUCUGCUGUCAGCUCUGUCAAAUCUGCAGUUUUGCCCCGUUCUUGUAGUUUCCACUGUGACACCUCAGCUGAAAGGGACUUGAUUAAACCUUUCUCUCUCCUCUUUCUUUCUUUCUCCCCUUUUCUCCUCCCUCAUCUCGCUGUUCUCUCCUCCCCCAUCGCGACAGAAUGGAGCAAAUCAGGGAAUCAAUUCAAUGUAAUCAUGACAAAUGAGUCCCGGCGGUUAGCAGGGAUUUUUUGUGCGUGUGUGUGUUCGGGACAGGGCUGCUGGGAAAUCACAAAUGAAUCAAUCAGCUGUUAUCGCAUCAGCAAACACUGCAGGAGGGAGGGAUGGAAGGAUGGAUGGAUGAAUGAUGGAUGGACGGAUUGUCAGAGGGGAGGAGAGGAUUCAGUGUACUCUAUGUGUGUGUGUGCAUGCGCACGUCUGUUGUGCAGAGAUAGAUGGCUGAUUGAAUACAGGGCCAUGUGGGUGCCUGUCUGUGUGUGAAUGAGAGCGAGCAGGGGGGUGCUGUGUAAACCUUGGAGCUGUCAGAACAGAUGGGAGAUGGGAAUGGCCGCAGGCUGCAAGCGAUGUGUUGGCUGCUGGAGGAAGAUGAAUCCUGCGUUUGGCUGCUUUUGGAGAGGGGGCAGCGAGAUUAGAGAAAAAUACAGCGGUGGUGGGAUUUUCUGUGUACUGGGUGUGUAACUGCUAAAGACAGUUUCCUGAUCAAAGUUAAUAUUUCUUAGCAGUUUACAGUGAGCGAGACAAAGUCAGUGUUUGUAUGUUGCUGCUGAGAGCUGCAUUUAUGAUAUUGUGCAAAUUUAGAAUUUAAAGCUCCUCUGAGAAGUUUUUUGAUAUUUAUCAAAUAGACUCAAAUUCAUAUUGAGGCCUUAUCAUGAUAUGCUGAAACAAAUAAGACCAUCAGAAAUCAGCAGGAGCUUUAACUAAAUAAUUGUGAACAAGUUAAAUAGUUGAACAUGUGAGUGUUCCUGGUAGAGCCUGGCCUUAAUGACCAUUUUAGGCUUAUAAAACACCAAUUUUAGAGUAUUGGACCGAUUUGCAAUAAUACUUACAUGUGGUGGGAAAAGCUGUUUUGAUUUUGAUUAUGCACCAAAUGUUUCCUUGUCGUGACACUGCGAAGGUUUCAGGAGGUGCCUGUCUGAAUCUAAAACUGUUUCAAGAGUAUUUUACAUUGUUGUACUGAACAUUUUCAUUAGUUUAGUGGCGACCACCAUCAGCAGUGGAUGCUAAUACCUACGUUGUAGACAAUGCUGAAAGUCAUGUGGAUUGAUGAGUCUGCAAACAAACUAUGACAAGGGAUUAUUCACCAUCUGCACCAGCCCAAGGGUUUCUUUCUGCAGCUUCUGCUCUGUUUAAUACAAGUUUUAGAUUAAAAAGGUGUACUGAUACAAAUACAAUGCAUCUAUUUGACUCAAUUCUGUGGGCAAACAGCAAAAUGUUAAGAUCCCUCAAUAAUUGUAUUGAUAUCAGUAAAAAAUCAACAAUCCCCAUCCCCGCAUUAAUUCCUGUUAAAAGCCCUAAAUCUUUGUUUCAUACUUAGGCAUGUGCCGAUAUGAACAAUUUUAUAUCACGAUAUUGGUGGCCCAAAAUAUCACGAUUCACGAUAUUAUCACGAUAUUAGCGCGUUGCUUUUAACAUUAAUAAAAAUGGCAAAAAAACUGCGAAAUCACUUCUCUGUCCACAGUAUGACACGCACAAACAAUAUGAGCAAGAGGCAGCUAACGUGACAUUGGGAGCAUUAGCUUUUUGGAGCUAAAGUUAGCUGAAACGUCAUGUUGUCAAUAAUGAGCAGUAAAAUAGACCAAACUUGUUGCGGUCAUGUUGUUUUUACCUUGAUUUGGGCAAACGAUGCUGGAUGGUGUUCACAGAUGUGGGCACGUAGGUUUGAAGUGUUAGACAACAGCGCUGCAACUUCCUUACGGCAUAACCUGCAGAUUGGUGUCAGGUUUACCUGCUCCAUCUGUUUUGUGAAGCUGUAAAAUGUCCAUACUGCUGACGAAACCUUUUUAAUAGGAGGAUACAGCUGAGGCGUUUCAUUAUUCUGAGUCUCCAACUGUUCUUGGUCCGGUGUUAUGCCGUAGAAUGCACCCCUGAUUUCAUUCAGACUAUUCAGAUAAGCCGAAAACAACAGCCCUCUGAUUCGGAAUAUUUGCUGUCCCGAAGAUAUAAUGCUCUCUACCAUGACAGCUUACUGUACAGUUUAUGUACCCAAGUACACCUCUAUAUGAAUUUUGGGACACAUAAAAACAGAACGAAAGUUUGCUGCUCCAUUUGACAUCCUGUCAUGAUCCAAUACUCUUGUUUUUUAUAAUAUCAGACCAUAUCUCCUCCACUUUAAGACGCUAAUGAGCAGAUGGGAUGCAUUGUGGACACGCUUCAACAGUGCUUUGAGUGGCCGCAAUGCAUUGUGGGUGGCCACGCAUUUUGUUGUAAAAUUUCUUCAUUUUCUCUUUAAAUGUUCCCGUUUUUGUUAGGCUGGCAUUAAUGUACUUAAAUUGAGAGUUUUUUUGGAUUUGGGACUACUUUUGUGGUGGUUUAUUUGUACAUUGUGCUACCGAGGCUUUGUCACCGGGGGUAAGACUACAAGCCUAGGUUGUUAAGUACUCGGCUUCGCUUGCCUCCGCUAAGUGACACCGCAACUCGUCUUAAAGUUAUAAAUGUGGAACGAUUUUUACAGUACCUUAAGAUUUCAUAAUCGUGGCCGUUUACUAUCGUAUAUAUCGCAAUUACAUCGUAUAUCGGCACAUCCCUAUUCAUACUAUUGUAAAGUUGUGUUUUGAAGCACUCGCCCUCAAGGACCACUGCUCAGAAUUUGAAGCCAAAUUAUCUCUUACAAAGGAAAUAUGCCCAGAUGUAAACAGGAUAGAUAUAUGGGAUUUCACUCCCCUUAAAAGUGCAGCACUAGUCCAGGCUGCCCAUAUUACCAAAAACCUGCUGCUGUAGCUUCAGGGAUGUGUUGACUCCUCGGUGUUUGGCUUGUGCAAGUUAAGGAUGUAAUUGCUUUUUUAGCCAGAGCACCAAAUGAACCCGAUGGAGAGAAACUGAAACACCAGACUGCAAUGAGUGCAGAUGAUUCAGAGCUUAGGGGGUCACUGAGUUCAUCCGAGUUCAUAAAAAUAAUGUGAACUUCUCUUCGCUCUUGUCAUCCAAACACUAAAUGAGAGACAAUCAUUUGGCAGACGGCUCUCUUGUGGUGCCGACUUUUAUUGUUUCCUUUAAUUUGCCAUCCUGUGUACAGCUUUAGAAACAGCUAAAUGAAGGGGCAGAUUUGUUUUUGCAGUGCAAGUUUGGUAGCAGCGGGCAGCUCUGUGGAGCAGGUAGAUAAAUAAAAUCCAAGAUUGUCUCCAUCAGUUCUAAAAUUCUCUUCAGGCAGGGUUUAUCUGUCAGUCUGUCUGCAUUCAAGGUCUGUGCAGACGCUGUGGUUGAAUAAAACAAGUUUAUGAAUGUGUCUGUUUGUUUGUGUGUGUGCACAUGCACCCUUUGGCUCGCUUCCCAGCCUCUAUCUCCCCAGCUGAUUAGGGGUUAAUGGUCUAUGAGCAUGAGGAGCAAUCUGCCUCCGGAUUGGCUGGCUGGCUUUGUGUGGGCGGGGUUGCCAUCAAGUGACAGAUGGCGUACAACAGAGAAGGAGGAGGCAGGUUUGGAGUGCAUUGAGUGUAUAUAAAUAUACAUUGCGCUGAGUGUGUGUGUGUGUGUGUGUGUGUGUGUGUGUGUGUGUGUGUCUGUGUGUGUGUGUGUGUCGUGGGGGUCUGUAAUUACAAUAGAACAUGCACAAUGGAUGUCUCUCUGGUGUUUUCUGAGUCAGUCUUUACAUGUUUUAUGUGUUUUUUACACAAAUCCUCAACAAUUCCCCGCAGGACUUCACGGUGUAACACAUCCAGACCUAUGUAGUAAUGUGAAGUGUGACCAGCAUGGGUUAUUAUGUAAUCAAGAUUAAAAAAAGAACAAGUCAACGAGUAAAAUCAGAGCAGAGUCAGAAUAAGGACUGUGGCCAGGGUCUGAAUGCGUGCACUUCUGUAGAGAUGAUGUACAGAGUGUUCAGAGCGCAGUUGUUCGAAACCAUAAAUGAAACACACACAUACACACUUCCUUCCUCAUGAAAGAUGUCAGUGGUGGUCAUGUGUGUCUCUGUUUUCAAGGCGAGCAUGCAUACCUGCAUUAGAGCAGACAAAGAGAGCACAUACACACACACACACACACACACACACACACACACACACACACACACACACACACACACACACACACACACACACACACAUACAGGGCUUUGUGAUGCUCCCUCAGGCUUGGCAACACUCCCAGUUUACACACAUCACACUCCUAAUUCACCUUUGUCAGAAAUUCAUUGGUUUUGCAGAACCAGUCCAAUAGCCUAGCAUAGACCAGAACGAGGAAUGUGUGUGUGUGCGUGUGUGUGUGUGACACAAACAGAUCAGUGAUAUCUUCAGUGAAUAUCACUGACUGGUUUGUGUCUUUUCAUCACCAUGACAUUAAGAACAAAAGCAGACAGGCUGUGAAAAGGUUGUGUUGUUCACUGUGUUUAUGUGAGUGUGUGUGUGUGCCUGCCGACUGUCUGAUGCAGUGUCUUUUUAUCAAGUGUCAUUGCAUCUCCAUCUGCUGAAGACACACUGUCUCCCUUUGACUGAACACACACACGCACGGAAGCAGUGUGUGUGUGUGCGUGCGUGCGUGUGUGUGUGUGAGAGAGAGGGAGAGAGAGAGAGGAGUUUGAUACCAAGCUUUGAAUAUUCAAUCAUUAAGCUUUGAGACAUACUGCAUGCUUGAACAAAGAAAAAACUAAUAAAUUGAACUCUGGAGAACCUCAGGGCUUUGUCCUGGGUCUCCGUCUGUUUAUGAUAAAUUGUCUUAAACUGUGCAUUCGCUGUCAAGUAACCUUCUCAUGCUCCUGAAUAUGUAAAACUAGCUAACUUAAAAUGUAAAACUUUUGGUUCCUGAUUUAUGCAGUAAAAAUAUUCAUUUGAAAGACCUGGCCUAUUUCAGUUUUGUGUGUUACUGAUGGUUUUUAAUGAGGCAAACGUGAUUCAAUGCAAAGUAUUACAGUGAGAGCAAAACAUUUCUUACAUCACAUUCAUCCCAGUGAUUGUACUGACUAUUGGCUUCAAUGCUACAGACCCAAGACGGAGGAGGGAGAGAGACUGAGUUUAAAGUUAAAACAGAAAAUUGUUACAAAGUCUUUUUACUUCAUAUUAUCUGGUUUCAAAACUUCUACACUUAUCUUAAGUGCUAAACUGCAUUUCUGGAGGUAGGUGUAGAUUUGACUGAUGACCGACAAGACAUUAUUUAGACAGCUCGGAGGGGGAGAUAGCUCUCAAAUGUUCCCCAGACGCUUUUAACAAAUGCACUCCUUGGAUUUUAGCCUGAUCUUUUGCUCACCACUGUGAUGAUUUCAGCACGAGAAGAUCAAAUUUGGACUCCCUCACACUAAGAUGCGGUUUAGUGCAAACUGGCUCUACAGGUAUAUCCAUUAUAGGGAAGGCAGGGAGCAACAGGAAACCUUUUCUCUGACAUUUAUGAUAUUACGAUGAGCUGUGAGACACAAAGAUUGGUUUUACAGGUAGACUCAGCAGGAGGGAGAGAAGUUUGAACAAUUUGGAUUCGUUUUUAUGUCUAACAUUAUGAAGAUUCAUCAGCCCCCUCUGUCUCUCUACAUUUUUUUUUCCCGUCACUUUUAGCAACUUUAUUAAACAGCCUGUUUGGCUCCAUAGACCGUUUUGACAUUGUUCAGCCAUGUCCUUUUCUAAAAUCAGUUGGAUGUGUGGAUACAUCAGCAGGUCUUAGGUGUAGCUGGAGUGUUUUAGAGUUGAUAUGAUGGAGAUAAAAAAAACUCCACUCGAGUUGCUUGAUUAAAGUCGGGGUGCUGGGUUGGUGGGUAGUACUCGUGAUUCAGCCAUGUGCAGACUAAAAAUGGUAGUGCAUGGGAAAAAGAAAAAGGCUUUGCUUUGGCAUAAGUAUGUUUCUGUCGGUAACUGUAAGUAGAGCAACAUGAUGAGUGAGAGUUCAGAGUUGUAUUUGCGUCACAGAAUUUACAGCAAUGCAAAAGAAAAAAUAUUUUUCGUGAACAUGCAGUGCUUUUCACAAAGUGUACACAUCUAACCAGUUAUCGCACACAAGCCUGGGUAUAAUGACCAUGCUUUUAGAGCUUAAGCUAACGGUCACUCAGUUUUCUUGUUAUUGUGUGAUAUUUACUGUGCUUUAUUGUCAUCUGUUGUGUAAUAAGGUUUUUUUGGUGCUCUUUCUAAAGCAUCUAUUGUUCAUUUUUUAUGUUUUUUGAUUAAGGUUGGCAAACUGCAAAGCUUAGGCUAAAAGUGCUGAAGUUUCUAGUGUUAGUUUGGUUGCUUGAUGCUUGUUUCCUUAAAAAUGAACAAAAUGAGUAACACAAUAAAAAAAACAGAGCAAAUUUAGGAGUAAAAAAAACAUUUUCUUUUUAGUUUUACUAACACAAAUAAGCAAACUUUUAGGAGUAAAAAAAAACAGUUUUAUUAAGAUUUUGCUAACACACAUAAGCUAACUUUUAGGAAAAAAAGAAAAAAAAAAAGAUUUUCUUUAAAUUCUGCUAACACACAUAGUUUACUUUUUCUCAGAUGAUAGCUGAUGAGUUUUGGGAUGCCAUGUUAGCCAGUUGCGUUAUCCCCUGUAUCUUCACACAGAUAGUUUUCUCAUGAUCAAAGUCUGAAGUGGUCUACACAUUCUAAAAGAGAGGAUGGUCGUUGAUGAAGCAGCCGGAGCGGCACUCUGAGAGAUAACUUAGAACUUUUAAAAAAGAUGUUGAAGAUUUAUUGUGAAUCUGAAAUAAUUGUUAGAGCUUGUGACUUUUCAGGUUACUAAUCGAGUGAACAUUCAUACAUUUUUAACUGUUUUCAUUCCAUUCUGCAACUUGUGAUCUACCAGAAUAAGUUCAAAACAAAGGCAUUGUUUAAAGAAAUAUAAAACAAGCUAAAUGCAAGACAGAAAAAUAUCAUGAAAAAAGUGUUUAAUGAGACAGUCUUCCACUUAAGAAGUUUCAGUCACAGGGCUAGUGAAUCAUAAAUUUGAAAACUGUUUGAAAUGGCUGAAGAAGUAAGGAAGCUGCGUUCAUUAAUGUUCAUGAAGUGAUCUGUUGCUUCAUCUUUGUCUAAGCUUUUUUUUAAUUUGACUUUUUGUGUUGGUUCAUUUUCAAGUUUUCAUAAAUAUUUCAAUAUUUUCAGGCCACUAUAACUGUGAGAUGAAAUCAGGUAUGGUGACAGCUUGUCUUUACUAUUUCACCUGUGGGUUCCAGUUGAUAUAAACCUUUUUAUUUUGUUCAGGGCUCUAAUACUCGUAGGUUCUGCUUUCUUUGUGAUUCCGUAUCUUGUUGUUUCGGUAGCUGUUUAUUGGAAGGCUGUGUGUAGGAUUGAGAGUAGACCAGAACAGUGUGUGGUUAUUUUGCUGGUGGGAGGAUUUGAGCAAGGAGUUGGGUCUCUGUGUCUUCGGUCAGUUGGUGUGACAACAGUGUGCGUCAGUCCUUUAAACUCUUCAUGUGGUCGUCUGUUUCCGCUUGUUCUCCUGGAGCUCUUCAUCUUUCUUUGUCAAAGUGAAAGCAGUUUGGAGUUGAUUGGGUCCCAGCGUGUGUGUGUGUGUGUGUGUGUGAGUGAGUGAGCGCGCUCCCAACAUUUGGUUUGGAAAAGCCUGCUGAGGGCUUCUUUUGCCAGGGAGAUGGCUUAACACACUCUUAUUAGGCCACUACCAGGCUGGCUCACACCCCAGAAUUCAAAUGUUGAGUGUGUGUGUGUGUGUGUUGUGUGUGUUUAUAUUGAUGUUUGUUGGCUUUUGGCUUUUCAGCACUUUAUACAUUUGGACUUUUUUUUAGCUGGUGCUGAAAAUAGCCGUAUCAUUGCUUCCCAGUCAGCUCGCUCAUCCUCCUUUUUUGUCCCUCCUCCCUCUCUGUCUCUGGCGUCUCUAGCUGUGAAAGCAGCAGUGGGGUUGCUAUGGUUUGGUGAGAUACUGUAAUCCAAUGUGUACACACUCACACACACACACACCUCACCUCAUAAAUAAUUGACCUGUCACAGUGAGACGACAGGACAGAGCAGAUACACUCCCCCCUCCCUUAUUCUCUUUCCUCCUCUCACAUUUCUCCUACUAUCUCAUCCCCUUAUUCUCUGUUUCCUCGCCUGCCUUUCCAUUAAAGCCUGUUUUUUGUUUCACAUUUCUCCCUCUUUAUUUCCAGUUUUUCAGCCCUUUUUACAUUCUUCUUUUAGCACUCGGGCUAAGGCUGCAAUCUGACAGUUCAGUCAUUAUUGAUUAUUAAAAUGUUAUUUUGAAUGACAAUGUGCACCAUUACCAGAUGUUUUUUCUUCAGCAAUCACCCCCAUGCAUAACUUUUUUGAAACUUUUGCCUUGCUGUUUAAAAACAUAAAAGUUAAUUCACGUAAGAUGAAUGAUUUAAUUUGAGUGCGUUGUGCAGUGGUCAUAGAAACAUAAGUCCUGCUCUACUAAUUAGGGUUAGGAGAUAAGGUAAAAAAAGAAAUGGAUGAAUUUGAUGGACCGGAAAUGUAAAACUGAGCAUUUUUGUAACUUAGACUAACUGUUGAGUUGACUGUCACAGUUAAGGUUUGUCUUUGAAUACUCGAGGUGAAAUGGUGAGACUUUAAACCUUUUAUAAAGCGAUAGUCUCAGUAGCCGUCAUCUCACUGUGCUUUAGUGACCUGUUGCUUUCUGGUCCCUGCUUUGCAUUUGCCACUCUCAGCUAAAAUGAUGAAAAUGCAUAAUAUCUCAAUCCUUAUCAUUUGUUUGGCACGUUUUGUUAACCUGCCACUUCCCAAAGGUAGUUGAUAAAUUAGCAAAUGUUGUGAUUUGUUCAAGCACGUAGGAAAUUUUUCUGUCCAAGGAUUUAGGUCUUGAUGUGUGUCUGUUGUGUGUUGUAUUUGUUUUGCAUGUUCCCUGGUUGGUCUUGCAAAUAUAUAUCCACUGAUUGGCUGUUUAUUUAAGUAACCUUGAGUCUGCUUCCUACAUUACCAUAAACCCUCCAGCUGCUCUAUUUUACAAUGUCUCACUCCUAGGCGAUUUAACUGCGGAUAUAGACAAUAUGUUUACACACAGCAUGAGAACGUGCACGCUGACGUCACCAACUAUCACCUUGGAAGUCCACAGAGUCAGAGCUCUUAGAUUUGACAGAAGUGGUACAGAUCAAUAUCAUAAUAACUUUUGAUUGUUUGAUGCAUAUCUUUUUAAAAACUUUUUUCAUUACACUUACUAGUUUGUAAUUGUGAUAAUAAAGGCCUAAAUUAGAAGAAGAAGAAACUUGACUGUACUACUUUAAUGGCAAGGUCAUCAAAACUAAGAUUAGGAUUAAGAGUUGCUCAGAAACACUCAAACAGUAGAUGUCUACUUUGAUGCCAGUCUGACCAUCGCUGCCUUGACAGGUGAAUAAAGUUGUGUGUCAUCAGCAUAGCAGUGAAGUCCAAGAAUAGAGCCUUGAGGUUCUCCAUGGUAAAGUUUUUGUUCCUAUCCAUUUGUAUCCUGACACAAAGCUUAAUUUGACUUGGUAUCAACUUUGUGUUUAUUAUCAUUGGUUAUCAUAUCAUUUAUAAAUCAUUGACUGGAUAAUACAACCACUGUGAUGAGAGAUUCAGCCUCUGCGCUUCAACUGAACCAAAGCACCCACAAGGCCUGUUUUUCAGUAUAUCUAUCACAACAAAUUAUUUUUAGGCAAAACUUUGAGAUCUACUCCUUUAAAAAAAAAAGCACUGGCUCAUUUCUCAGAGAGCUCAACUGUAAAUCUUAUAAAAGUGAGAACAGAUGUUUAGGUGUGUAAUUGUCUUAAUUGUCUCUGCAGCUCAUCUAAAGUGUUAAGACUUUGGCUAGUUUAGUGUGUGAGGGUUGUAAAGAUUAACUAUGCAGAGCAGAGUUAAAGUUCAGCUCUGCAGGUGACUACCCUUACAGUCCUGGGGACUUGCUGUGUGAGCAUUCAUGUGUGUGUUUUGGGCAGGAAAUCACACCCCAGCAGCCUGCUGUCCACUGCACAUGAAUGACACAGAAGAAGAGGAGGCAGAGAGAGUAUCGGAUGGCACAGUGCCCUGUUAGAGAAGUCUCAGUAGUGUGUGUGUGUGUGUGUGCGCGUGUGUGUGCGUGUGUGUGUUUUGUGCUUAAGGUUUGCUCUGUGGGUCUAGAGGCUUAGGUUACUACAGAUGCUCUGUCUUUCCUUCUCUUAUGCUUUUACAUCUGCUCUUUGGUUCACCUGCAAGACCCAGGCUGAAGUUGAAACGAAGGAACAUUUGAAAAACAUGAAAUCAUGGUUGAAAAAUCUGUGUGUGUUACUUGGUGGUUUACAGAAAUGAGAACUGUCAGUCUCUUAGUUGUUCGUCCAUCUUUACAUCAGGCAUAUGUACAUUGAAAACAACAGAGCACCAAUGUUUUUGUAUGUUUAUUUUCAUUACUCACUUUCCUCUUUUCUCUCUGUAUUUCAGGAUUUCACCUCAGCGGCACGGUAACUGAACCCGCCACAUCAUCAGAGCCUGAAGUCACUCACAAGGUGGCCAUCAGCUUCGACCGAUGCAAGAUCACCUCCGUCACCUGUGGUUGUGGAAACAGAGACAUUUUCUACUGUGCCCAUGUGGUGGCGCUCUCUCUUUACCGGAUUCGUAAACCUGAACAGGUAAAAUCAGACCCAGUAGUAGACAUGGCCAUUUAAACUUAGUCUAAAAAUACCUUGAAGAAAAGCAGACUUUUUUAAGGCAGUAAAAAUAUCCAGUUAAAGCUCCUGUGAGGAGUGGUUUUGAGUUCAUGAUGAUUUUUUUUUUGCCUUUUUGUGAUAUACAAAAGCAAACAAAUCCAUCAGCAGUAUGACUGAUGAUUUUUAUACCACGAUUUUUAAUGCCAGAAACCAUCAGCAUGGGGUGUCAACUCAGCAGCUGACGAAACAACUCUGUUUUUACAAAUUCUACAUAAAAAAUUCACAAUAAAUGAAACAUUUGACCAUCAGAAGUCAGCAGGAUGAGGUUUUUUUUGUUGCCAGAACAAACUAUUUAAGCACACAGGGGACAAGAUAAUUAAAGACUGCUUUAUCCAUAGGGGGGUGCCAAAAAGAACACAAACUGAACGCUCCUCUCAGGAGCUUGAACUGUUCUUUUUACAUCAAAGGGUACAGCACUAACCCUAACCCUGGCCCAAGUUAAGAUCUAAAGAUUUCCCCUAAAUGAUAAUACUGAGAAUAAAAACUAGGGAAUAAAAAUUUGGGAUGUCUAAAACCACAAUUAGUGCCAAGAUGAGAGCUAAAGUAGUAGGGGAGCCACCCUGGAAACUCUGGAACUCCAGUUGGCCAUCCUGAUAUCCUAAAUUAUGAAUGUCUGUUUAUCUUGUCAGAGUUAAAUUGAAAUUAACAGUUUAAGUUGCAUAUGUUGUUGUUGUUGUUGUUUUGAGGGCUGUAAAUGUCCCUACUGCUUAUCAUGCCCGACCACCCCUACAAAAAUCAGUGUCAUGGUUUGGCCCCCCUUGUCAAAAACGUUUGGCUCCGUCACUGGGAGUUCCAUGUCUGAAAACAGCUGGAAUCUCUUUUGCUCAAAUUUUUAUCUAGCUCAACUUUCUGCACACAGGCUUUGAAAAGUUGGAUUUAAAUUGAAGUUUCCAAGUUAGCUUGACAUUAUAGAAUGAGUGUGCAUCAUAAGAUCUCUCUACAAAUGAGAAUUAAAGACACUUCUUUUGUGCAACUAGAAAAUUAAUAGAAAAUAUUAUAUUGACAUGUGUGACUUUAACAUUUCCCACCGUGUGUCUGGUACAGGUGAAGCUGAGGUUGCCAAUCUCAGAGACGUUGUUCCAGAUGAACAGAGACCAACUGCAGAAACUGGUCCAGUAUCUGAUCACAGCCCACCACACUGAGGUCCUGCCCACUGCUCAGAAACUGGCUGAUGAGAUCCUGUCCUCCAACUCUGAGAUCAACCAGGUCCAUGGUGAGAGAUUAACCUUUGUGACAGUCUUUGAAAAGCUCAUGUUUGAUUAAUUUUAAGUUGGGUUUAACACUCAGAAUCUAUCUAGAAACUUCUUGGAGUGCUGUAAGCGCAGCAGUCAGUAGUAAAGCUGUUGUUGUAAAGUCUGUGGAGGUGCUGUCCGUCCCUGUGCAGUGAUAUCUUCACAGCCACAGGCCAGACUUAAAAGCCUCCAGACUGAAAACAUGCUGCAUGUGAGCCCACAGGCUGUCAGACGUCAGAGCUCUGAUUACUCCAGCGGAGCAGCGAGCCCGGCUUCAAAUGGCUUGUUUGAUUUCUCAGACCAAAUUCUUCAGUGACUACCUCCUCCCAGUGGCAGAAUAUGUUGGAAAAAAAGCAGAAAAAAAUAAAGUUGACUGGUGAGUGGGCACGGAAGAAGAAAGAGGGAGAUGUGAGGCAAGGAAAGAGACAGUUUAGAGGAAGGGAGGAGGAGAGGGAAUGGUAUUUGGGGAAAUGGGGUUAGGAGACAGCGUGGAGGGAAAACAUGAAAGCACCGGAGAGCAUAUUGAUGAAGGAAAACCACAACAGACCUGCAUCAGGGAAACGACAAACCAAACAUAUCCUUUCACCAAACAAAACUCUUUGUCUGUUUCUUGAUUUCACCCUCCUCGCUGAAUGUUGACAUUCUCUAGCUGUCCUGUCCAGGAAGCCCCAAGCUGUGUUUCCUGUCUGUGUUUGACAGGGGGAUCAUGGGGGUUGAAGUUCAGUCGAUCCAGGAGUGAGGCGCUCUUUGAUGGAGGAAUGUGGCUGUUUGCCGCAGCGCUUUUUUUUUUUCCAAGCCAGUUGGAAACACAUCUCUGGGCUUUCCUCAGCACACUUCCUGUUAGAUCAAAGCAGCCGCCCCCUUUCUGAGCACAUCUACAUUUCCCUGUAGUAUAACUGAGACACACACACAUACACAUAUAUAUACGAGCAGUGCUUGUAUAUAAAGUUGGUCUUCUAUUCCCUCAGUGCUCCAUUAGCCUAAAUGGAGCAGCUUUUCUGAGGUGUCGACCAGGUUGUACUGUAGGAUAACUGUAAAACAAAUCGCUGGAAAAGCUGUAAGUGUGAGGGAAACUCAAAACAUUCAAUAGAUUUUUAUUUUUGUGUUUUAUCCUCUUAAAGUAUAAAAUGAAGUCAUGUUGUGUUGAAGAAUGAUGCAAAUGCAAAGUACAAAAAACUGCAGUACCUCAAGUGUCCACUAGAAGAUGUUUUCAAAAGCCAAGAUGACUCAUUGAAUCCCAUUUGAGGGUGUUCAAUUUCACAUAGUAAUCACACACAUGUACAGCCCAGAACAUUGAAUUAUUUGAUUGAUAUUUCUGUCCUUGUUCAGCUCUCCGUAUGCUUUAAGCUUUGCAGAUGGUCAUAAUCAUUAUCACCACUGUCUUAAAGUUAAAGCGUCUUUUCUCAAUCAGAGAUGGUUUGGGUCCAGUGGCUCUUCAGGCUGCUCUCAUAUCUGUGCCUGAUAACUGUUGUUUUCUAUAGACUCUCGAAACCAGCCUGUCAUUAAAACUAAUGUUUUUGCCACAGCGUUAACAGGCAGAAGUGAACUAUACCAGAUUGAUAUGAUACAGCAAAUGUGAUCAGUUGUUUUUCUGUUAAAUAUUAAUCGACGAUGUUAUUGGAUUGUGACUGAUCAGAAUCAAGUCUUCAACAGCCUGGCUAUAAUUAAGGGACGUGAUUGUAUUUUACGAGUGCUGUUGAAAAGAUUCGCUCUAUUGAUAUCAUCAUCUCUGCUAGGGCUGGGCGAUAUGGCCUCAAAUCAAUAUCACGAUAUAUUGAGCAGUUCACCUCAAUAAGUAUAAAUGGACGAUAACUACUCCACAAGCUGCUGACCCCCUCCCACAUUAACUCUGUCUACUUCAGCCGCCGCUCCAACUUUUGAACCGUCCUCCAUCUCCUCACCUGUCUUUCCCUCUUUGUUACGGACUGGAUGGGGUGGAGUCACGUCUCUGACGUAGGACAGCGUCUUAAAGGGACAUCAAACCAUAGCCUACCAACACACAUCCAAAACCAACUUUUAUUUAUUUAUUUUUUAUACCGAUAUGGGUAAAAUGGCGUUGGUUAUUAUAGUAAAUUUCGGUAUCAGUAAAUUUUCGCCCAGCCCUGAUCUCCUCUUAUAAAUUCAUUCAUUAUUUCAGGUCUUAGUUGAAACUGUGAAGGACUUGAGUGACCAGAAUCAAUUUGGAAAGAAUCAGAUCAAUGUUGGAUUGCAUGGAUGGUGCCUCUGGUUCCUUCUGCUUCUUUGUGUUUGUUUGUUGUGUGUCCUCACAUGUUUCUAUCACUGUGCAUUCCUGUCACUUAUCGUCUGCAUGUUUUUAUUCCCAGGUGCUCCAGACCCGACGGCGGGCGCCAGUAUUGACGAUGACAACUGCUGGCAUCUGGAUGAGGAUCAAGUGAGAGAGCAGGUCAAGCAGUUUCUGUCACAGGGAGGAUACUACGGCUCGGGGAAGCAGCUGAACUCCAUGUUUGCUAAGGUACACAUCACCACUUCCUGUUUCUGCCUCAGGCUGGGACUUAUUUAUUGAUUUAUGUAAUCAUUACACCAGAAAGUCAGAGACAUUUUUUUUGCUAUCCCACAUAUGAAUAUUUACUUCAGCUGCUGUUUUCUUAGAUUGAUCAAUGAUGGAUUAAAAUCUGCUCCAAAAUUCACAAGUUAGCCUCAAUCCGUAUAAAUUCUUCCACUCACUGCAAUCAUUGGAAAUAAAUAACUCCUUUGGUUGUAAGUGAAGUUGAAAAAGAUUUAAAUAUGAACAUUUAAAUACUUAAAGGAAAUAUUACAAUGGUUUUGUGCUGCAAGUUGAUGGGACUUUUCAAAUUAAUACAAAAAACGCUGACUAUAAUGCAGAAGACCUUCAUGGGAAUGUUAAGGCUAAACUAUAAAGCCCUCAACCCUACAUCUCAAGUUUGUUGGAAAGCUUUCAGAAAUACUGAUGUGAGAAUAACGUAAAAAAAAUCCUGAUUGAAAGACCCUGACAAUGUCGACUGGGACUGUUUGAAAGCUCCUCUUUAUGUCUAGUGUUGUUGAAAAAUCCCCCUUUGAUAUGAAAAAAAUGUUUAUAACACUUUUUUUCCACAUGAAUUUUUCCUUUCAGUAUUUUUUUUUCAUUAUUUGCCUCCUUCAUAUUGAACCCUGGGCUUUUUUCUCUACAAUCAAAGAAUACAGAUCUUCACAGUUAUUCAAAAUCUGAUCUUUAGAGUCAAAUUGUCAUGUCUAUGUAAAAGUGUGUUCAACCACUGCAUAAAGGAAUACAGGGCGCUCUCAGGUCCUGAAAACCUCUUAGGAUUCCUUUGUCUGUAUUAUCCAACUCAAAGCGUUAACAGGUUUCCAAUACAGUUUGAUAGAAGCUUUCUAAUCAAAUUCAGCGUGGAGGAUUCAGAAAAGCACUCUUCUUGAGCUCUUUGUCUGAGGAUAACAGGACCACUUUACAAAGACCUGUAUUCUGAUGAGGCUGAGCUCUCGGCCUCAGGGCCAAGCUGAUUCUUUUAUAAAGUUUCUGAAGCCGCUCCGAUCUAACUUUUAAACCUCAAGUGUACUUAAUGACACAUGUCACAAGAUGCAGUGUUCCAUCCUUGUCUUUUAGUCUGAUUUCAUGCAAGGUUUCCAGAACUGAAUACAGACACAUGCUGCCAUUACUGAGAGGAAUUACAGACAGACUUUAUAUUUUGAAGUUUCCAACCAAAACCUGAGAGUAUCAAAAGAAAUGUACCAAACCCAUCUAUUCUAAUCACCCACAAUUAAUCAGAGCUGCCAGAUCUGUGGACUGCUUCAAAAAGCUUUGAAAAAAAAUUCUUGGUUACCAAAGUUUUUCCGCUUUUUUUGUUUCAUUUUGUUCUUUUGUCUUAUUUUUGAUCACUUUGUAACUGAGAGUUUGACUAAACAUGUGCACUCUGGGUCUUUAAAGGUGAGGGAGAUGCUAAGAAUGCGAGACUCCAACGGCGCCCGAAUGCUGACACUCAUAACGGAACAGUUUAUGGCAGACCCCCGGUUGUCGCUAUGGAGACAACAAGGCACAGGGAUGACCGACAAGUGUCGACAGCUCUGGGACGAGCUGGGUAAGAAGACGUGACUUACAAGCAGUGUCAAUUUUGGUGCCUUUAUAAGAUCUGGUCAAAGUCUUUAGACAAAAAUGCAAAGAUGUUUAUUUGUAGUCGACAAAAAGUCAAAACAUUUAAGUCUGUUUGAGUCAAUGAAAGACCAUUUUAACCAUUAUUUUAAAGUCAAAUUCUUCUCUGUCUUCAAACUUUUUCAUUUCAUGAAUCAAAAAUCGUUACCAAGAGUAUAAUGUUGUUAAGCCCAAGCGAUGCCCCUGGACAGGCAGGCUGGUGUCGGAUUUAAAUGUUCUCAGGUGGUCUGAUCAACUUGUGGUCCCACCUGCUAGUGACAUCACACAAUAUGAUUGGCUGUACAUCAAUAUGACGAUUUUUCAUCCUGUGAUUGGCUGUACGUGGAGGAGUUUGUACAUCAGAGAAUUUAAGGAUGUCGUUUAUGCAGAUCACAGAUCUGUAAUUAAAAAAUGGAACACACAAAACUGUUAAUGCAUAAACAAGUAAGUUAAGGACAUAUGUGUGUCCUUCUUUUUUUGAACUUAGAACAGUUCUGAUAUUGUGUUAAGUUUCCUCUUUAAAAGCCAUAUGUUUUGGCUUUCCUAAUACUGGUGAUGACAAAAAUCUUUUUUUUUUUUAAAUUUAGAUCUUCAUAUUAUGCUAAAGAUAAGCAUAUGGUCAUAAUGUGACUCAAUAGUGGUGGUCCCUUACACCAGUCGGUAGACUUCAUAAAACACAGGAAGUUGAAAGAAGUUGCAGACUGCUCUUGAGCUAGUUGUAUUAAUCCUCUGAGAGAUGGUUCAGCUCUUUUUACAGAGAUAUUCAAGAUUUAUUAUGAGUCUAUAAACAGCGUUAGAGCCUGUGCCUCUGUGGAUCAUUUAAACAUUUAUACUUUCUGGCUGUCAAAAUAGUUAGCAGAAGAGGCAGCUGAUACAUAUUUACCCUCACAUUUUUGUUAAUAAAAUGCUCAUGAAAAAGUCUGCAUGGUUUUAUAGUGACCUGCUCAGUUAGAAAUGUCAUAAGCCGGCUAAUCAGCUCACUUGUUUCUUCAUUAGUCAGCACAGAUAAGACAGCAUGGCCCACAAACGUGUCCACCCUGUCAGUGGGGCAGACAAAUCAGCUGUUACCUUGACGGGUGAAUGUUCUUCCAGUCAGUAAGCUAUUAAGUCAUCCAGUCAGUUUCUCCUCCUCCUCCUGCUGCUGCUGCUGCUGCUGCUGCUGCUGCUGCUGCUGCUUGGGCCUCUCCUCUCCCCCUCGUCCUGCAGCUCCUCACUGAGUGAAUGAUAAAGGCUGCCGAUCAAUACGGCUCCUCAGCUUCUCUGCAAUCAAUCUCAGCAUUUAGGAGGUCAAUGAGAACACUUCCUGGGUGAGCGAGGGGGAUCAUGACACAGACGCAGACAGAAAUAACAGCCAGACACUCAGACUUUGCUGCCUGGUAAAAUUUUCUCUGGUGCAGACAUCUAAGAGCUCGCCCCCGCUCAAUGGCAGUGUUUGCGGAGCAGGUGAGGUCAGAGCAGGAAGGUCAGACGAGACAGCAGGAUGUCAUUGAUGACAAUAAUAUCUGAUUAAUUUGAUAUAAAAAAACAUAGGGUUCACUAAAGUCAGAGGCUAUCUUUUAAAAUAAUCUGACAAAUAAAACUGCAAGUUUUCACUGUGGACAUUUGAUAUCCCAAUAUUACAGAGAUGAAAUUAAAGUGUGGAUAAAGGCUGUAACAUGCAUUUUUUUCAUACAAUUGUUUGUUUCCUGGUUAUGUUCAUAAAAAGUCAGAAAGUUAUGAUAAAAUGUUGAUCAGUAUUUCCUGAAGCCCAAGAUGGUGUCCGGUCUUCUAAUGCAUUUCUUGAAUCCAACCCAAACAUAUGCAGUUUACUGAUGUAGAGAAGGAAUAAAAAGAACUUUUACAAUGAAGAAGCUGGAAUCAGAGAACCUUUAGCCUCUCAAAGAAUUAGUUAAAAAGCAUCUCUUUAUCAAGACAAUUUAUUAAAAACUUCCAAAAUGAUGGUCAGAUACUUCAUCAAGAACGCUCCUUAAAGGGAUAUUCCGGCGUAAAAUUUAGUUAGGGUCAAACACAAGCAACACGGAGUUGGACACCCCCUCGAGGGAUGAAUGUUGCCGACCGCUUACUUCUCUAGGCUAGGACCCUAUAUGUACCGUUGAUAAAGUUAGGUGCUGUUCUGAGCAUUAUUUGUGGCUAUAGAGUGGCCUUUUGUAUGGCUUUUUUGUAUCUUGUAUCUUCUCAGACCGCUGUGUAUUGCCAUCGUGCGGUCAUUGCUGAAGUUGGUAAAACUAGAGAAGCAAGCAGCCGUAACAUUCAUCUCUCGAGGGGGUGUCUAACUCAGUGUUACAGUGUGUUUGACCCUAAAUUAAUUUUACGCUGGAAUAUCCCUUUGAAAUGGGAACUUCAUCUCAGAAACUCUAAUAACCUAGAAGUCAAAAUCCAAGGUGGUUUCUCUCUGAGUUAAUUCACCCCUGAGCAUUUUUCCUGUUGGUGAAGCUCCAGGGGUGACGUUGGCCUUCCAUCACUUCCACCUGCUUUCUAUCAAUAAAAUCAAAUAUACAAACAAAUAUUUAGGCCAUGCUUAUACGAGCUGUAGAUAAAAAAGUGGGGGUGACAUUGUGCUGCUUUAUGCUGUGUUCCUCAUGGUCAGCCAGGACCCAGUGGCAAUCUCAGGGCCUGAAGCACCAGAAACCAUGUACAUACAAAGCCAAUUUUAGACAAACAUUCACUCCCUGCACUGUUUUCUUUGGCUGUAAUACAUUCUUUUAAAAGUUAUUCAGGUUACAAGAUCGGCAAAAUGGAGGUACAGCUGGAGCUUUCGAUCAUUCUUGAUGGCUCAACAAAGCCUUUACUUAGGCAUACCACUCUAAAUCUGAUCUUUGUCUCUUCUUCAGGUGCAUUGUGGGUGUGUGUGGUGUUGAACCCUCACUGUAAGAGUGAGGAGAAGAGCAGCUGGCUGAAGCAGCUGAAGAAAUGGGGCGAAAUGGACGUCUGCCCGCUGGAGGACGGAAACUACGGCAGCGAGCUUCCCAACAUCACCAACGCUCUGCCACAGAGCAACCUGGCUCAGGGUCAGCAGCAAACAUACAAAUACACACAAUUUUUAAUGGAGGUCUAGCACAGAAUAAUUCAAUUUGGACAUUGUGUGUGCUUUGUUUUUGUCAGACUCUCUGUCCAGGCCGAGGAGGACGGUGUUCAGCCGAGCAGUGGAGGCCUGCGACCUGCACUGGCAGGACAGCCACCUGCAGAGGAUCAUCAGCAGCGACCACUACAUGUCUCCAUCUUAUCAGAGGGAGGGGGAGAGUCUGCUGUUCAACCCGCAGGGUCUGCCACUUUGGCUGGGUAAACAAACACAAGCACAAACACUCAAAUAAGCUCCACAAAUCAUGGGCCUCUUUCACACCAGAACCCCUGACAUUUUUCAGAUACUUUUGAGGAAUUCUAGGCUCUUAUAUUUUUAGGGAUUCGUAGUUCACACAGGUCUGACAGCAGGAGAAUUUCCCUGAUAAACCCAUUCUCCGAACUCAAAAUGCUCUGUUUUAAAGACAGUGUUUAUUCAAUGAUAUUUAGCAAAACAGACUCAAUAAAAAUGUGAUAUAAAGUUCCACUAGUUUGUAAGAACGUCAGUCCCUUAACUGAACUGGUGUGCAAAGGUCUGUCUGUGCAGUUGAGAUGGGGUGUCCUUCCUCUUGGCUUUUAAAACAGAUCUCUUUCACCUAAUACCAGAGGAGGACAGAGAGUGUUGUCACUGUAAUAAGUGGGAGGUUAAAAAUAAAAUGCACUAUUUUUUCCUAUUGCCUAUUUCAUCAUGAUCUUAGAUAUCAGCUUUGCAGUAAAGUGUCAGGAAAUUGUCCUGAUUUGGCGUUUAUGUCACUUGUUGAGUGGUUUUGUAGAAUUAGAUGGAACUUCAAGAUUCUGAGUGAUGUUGUUUAGACUAAAAUAUACUUUUGUAUUACAUUACAUAUAUUCAGAUGAUCAUUAUUAGAUUGACAUUAGAUGCAGUCAGUUUUAUGAAUUAAAAAAGGAAAAAAAAGCUUUUCUGCCUUACAAAUGAAGCUGACCCAGAUAAUGUCAGGAAAUAUUGAAGAGUCAUGUGCCUUUAUUCUUUGAAAACACAACUGUUUUUAUCCUGAGUAGUAGUCAAAUUAAUCAAUUAAUCAGUUUUCAAUUAUAUAGCACCUAAUAACAAAAAUGGCUAUCCAAAGACACUUUCCGAAGAGCUGGUCUAGGCCUAACUCUUCGUUUGAAGUAUUACAAAUACUCGACCUCAAAAAGGGAAAAGAUUGAGUCCCAUCUAGAAAAAUUCAUUCAUUAAUCCAUCCAUUCUUAACCCAUUUAUAACCAACAUGAGUGAAGCUCUAAAGGUAUUAACCUUGCUUCAGGGAAGUCAUGGUGUUCACUUGAUUUAUGUCAGUCCACAUUCACGGUACCUCAUCUGGUCAAAUCUCAGAUUUAACCUCAAGACAGGCAAAUAGCAGCUUUAUGUCGUUAGAUACUAAAAAUCUGAUUUUCGGGGGUAAAGACAGUGUUUCAGAGGCACUUACAUAUAUACACAAUCUUUAAUUCCACUGAAGGCACACACACACACACACACACACACACACACAGAGUAAUUCUGCUGAUAUUGAGGUUGGUAUCUGCAGUAAGCAGCUUCCAGCUAAGAUCUGUCAGAUUCUGCAACUUAAGCCAGCUAUCAGACACACACUGGCGUUCUGCUGAGACUGCACAGUGUGUGUGUGUGUGUGUGUGUGUGUGUGUGUGUGUGUGUGUGUGUGUGUGUGUGUGUGUGUGUGUGUGUGCGCGCACGCAUGUUUGUGUGUGUGUGUGUGAGACUGCCAUUACUAACUGUAUCCGAGGUCCUGUAUUGUGUGUAUUGAGGAGAAAAAUGUAUCUGUAACUGUCUUUCUGUAAGACAAUCUUACAUUAACUUCACUACAAAAGUGUGUGUCUGACCCAGACUCUGUUCUCUCUUUCUAUCACACAGACCACGUCCCAACAGCCUGUGCACGUGUGGAUGCCCUACGUUCCCACGGUUACUCAAGAGAAGCCCUGCGAUUGGCUGUGGCUAUCAUCAACACACUCCGCCUGCAGCAGCAGAGACAGAUGGACAUCUACAAACACCAAAAGAAAGGUAAAACACACACACACACACACACUCAUCCUGUGACUAAUGAAUUUGUUUGUUUUCUGGGUCAGUCACUAAAAUAUCUUCCUCUUUCUCCUUUUCUCAGAGCUUCUCCAGAGAGGCGUGACCUCCACCACCAACCUGGAGGGCUGGGUGGGUCACCCCUUGGACCCGAUUGGCUGCCUUUUUAUAACACUGACCGAAACUUGCCGUGUGGACGACGACAACAGCAUGGACACUGGAGGUAUGAAACCAAAGGUUUAGUUUUAGUGAAGCCUGUGAAAGCGAACCUCUGUGUGGAGAGCAUAGACUGUAUUUAGAAUGGACACCGUCUGCCUCCUCGCAGGGUGAAGCCACUGCAAGAACAGCACCCUCUGGUGACAGACUGCAGUAUAGGUCAUAAGUCCCGCCUCCUCCAGCAAUCCCUAUGGAGUUGUGGACAAACAUUAGAAAUUAAUCACACAGAAUCCCCCCCCCCAGUUGUGAUGUUGACACGUAGUUGCUGUAAGACUGGUUUGUGCUCAAGUCUUCUUUUUUUCUGUACAGCUUCAUUUUUAAAAGUUAUUAGGGGGUUCAUGUUUUCUAUGAUUGACACUUGAUACAGCCUUUUGGUGUAUGAAGAUUGCGUAGGUCACCCAGGGGAUAUGCUGUUUGAGUUGAGCGUCAUCACAGCGACACUCCUGCCAAAUGCGUACAUUGCUUCUGUGCAAGUGGUGGUUCCAGGAAGUGGAGAAAACCCCAGAAAUACCGCGAGCAAUUCGGCCUCAAAUUUGUAUAAUGACAGAAGGCGGAGCCAAGUUGUCCAUAGUAUAUACGGUCUAUGGUGGAGAGUCUCUGAAUGUCAUCACAGCUCGAUCAGAGACUCAGUCAGACUCUCAGAGAGAGAUUCACUUUAUUAACAAGUGAUUUUUUUUUUUUUCUCUUAAACAGUUCCCAUGACUGCUCUCACACCGUUGCAUCAUUUUGCUCUAAGUGUUUCCUGCUCGCAAACUUUCUGCAGAGCCAUUUUUCCUAAAUAAUUUCUGGAGCUUGAACAAGCAUUAUUCUUUUAUUUUAAAAAAUGUCAAUCUUUUAAAGUCCCACUUUGAUUAUUUUUUUUACUACUUAAAGUGUUCACAGUGGUCUUUAAACUGUGAUUAGGAAGUUUUUUGCCAAAAUUACGUUACGUGUGUCAUUUUCAAGGACUUUUCUCCUGCAGAGCUCCAGUAGCUCAUUAGCAAUUCUGCUCUGCACACUCCUCUCCAUGCUGGCUUGCAGCCUAACAUUGCCGGUGUAGUAGAAGUGGCAUGUAACAUAGGAGCUAUUCAGCCCUUGGACACUAAUGUCUUUAGGGACAUGAUGAAAGUUAAUAUCAUAAUUAGCUUUCUUAUGAGCAAUACAAUCUGCUAACACAAACGCUUGUUCAGGGAUUGUCCUCUCUAUUUAUCCGAAUCUGGCCUGCAUAGCAGAGCUCCAGCAGAGCUUGGAUUUGUGACAUAGGAAAUCUAACUGUGUCUAAGCCUGCAAUUUGGGUCUGCCAGAGGUUCACAGUGGUUUGAAUGCAGAAAUACUCAGAAAUGCAAUUUCGCACUGACUUUUCUCAUGAUGUGUCACGUGGCAUCAGAAAAAUGCCAUUUGCACGUAUAGACAACAAGAAAAACAUGAUUUUUAUCAGAGAGGGGGGUGGGGGUGGGGGCUUAUUAUCAGCAGCCAUUUGUAAAGAAAUCUGGUGAAGCUGCAUCAAUCAAUCAGUGUUUAGAUAGACAGAGAGUACAAUAGCCAGACUGAAUUGUGUUUUUUGUUUGGAGUGCAUAGAUUUACUUACUGCAUUACAAGAUCCCAAAGGUAAACUCAAAUACAUCAACAAGUCUCAGAGCUUGUAGGUCUGAAAACCUUGCUUUCAGCACUCACAGAAGCCAAAUGCUAAUGUUGUGCAAGUAUGCUAACAAUGAAAAUGCCAGGCAGACUAAUCAGCCCAAGAUAUUUUAAUCAAGUUAUAAAUAAAUGCAGAACAAUAAACCACCUGGACCAGAUGGAGUCCUAGCAAGAUAUAAUUGACAUCUCUGGCACAUACUUUAUUUUCUGUCACUAACAGCAACUUUCAAACAAAUAAAAAAAACAUCUCCACAGUCAUAACCACAUGAACUUUGUUAUCAUGUGACUUGUAUCAAAGCUCAGAGUCAAAUAUUUGCUGUUUCAUCCAGUAACAUGUGGAUUUGAAACCUUUUCUCAGUCUCACAUCAGUGUUUUUAGGAUUUUGGGUCUGAGAAUUAAAAAAUACCUGGAGUCCGGACUGAAUCUGAGCAUUUUGCCUCAAAUACUGCAGCAUGGACUGCACAACAUGGUUGUGUUUGAGGCCAUGUUGAACCUUUACUUUUGAUUGACCUUACAAGAUACAAAGGGGCAGAGUGGCAGACUAAAUACCGCAUGUCAGUGAUGCCCAAAAAUGUCCAAAACCUGUAACUAGGGAUGCACUGAUCAGCUCCUAGGAUCAGAUAUUGGACCAGCUUUCAUGUCAACAUGUAGUCUGUCUGUUCAAUUUAAUAACUGGAGAAGUGAUCUUGUUUGUUGCAGUCCCACUAUCUCAUGUUAUGUAGCUAAAAAUGAUCCUCUCUCUGCAUGUUUAGUGUUCAGUCAGUUGUGUUAUCAUGGCUGUUAUAAAGCCAACCAACCAUCCACUGAUCCCUUAAGGUGCACUCAAACCUCAGCACAGCUCCAUCAGAUGAAGCUCCUCCCUCCUGUUUAAACAAUAAAUUAGUCAGAGAGCUCAUUGCUCAGACACACGAGUGAUUCCUGCCACACUUGACCAGCUGAUGCAGAGUCAGCCUGAGCAGAGGUGAGCGGGUUCACCAGCACAGACUCUCGAGACGACAGACUUCACGCUCUCGUAUCAGGACCAGAUCUAUUGUCCUGCAGACGGCCAUAAAGUCACAGAGCAUGGAUAGAUCAGGCUGAAACACCCUGCUCAUUUAGACCACUUUCCUUUUGUGUGCAUGCAUGCUUGUGUGUGUGUGUGUGUGUGUGUGUGUGUGUGUGCGUGUGUGUGUGUGUGUGUGAGUGGUUCAUAUAGAAUCCAUCACCAUUUGCAUUUCUCGCCCUGCCCAGGCUCUUUUUCUACACCAAUGGUCAUUCUAACGGAGUAGAAUAGAGGUUGGGUUUUCCUAUUGUUACCAGGCUACAGGGAACUAUUGUCCCCUCAAACAAUGCUGACCACUGGCACACUCGGAGCCACACUGUGUGUAUGAGAGAGCGUGUGUGUGUGUGUGUGUGUGUCUGUGUGUGUGUGUGUGUGUGUGUGUGUGUGUGUGUGUGUUUGUGUGGUAGAGUGAAUGAUUGUCUUAUGUUGUUUUGGGAAUUGGAGUAGAGCGGUAUGACUACUGUGUGUGUGUGUAUGGCCUGGUCACUGUGCUUUAUUUCCCUCUGGAAGACAGCUGGGAACAUCUGUUAAGAGAGAAGGCGGGCCUGCACUUAAUGUCAGCCAAUCAGAGUGCACUGUCCCCUGAGAUCUUUUCAAAUCAUCCAAUCAAUCAACUGCCGAUGGAUAAAAAAACAAAAACAAGUUAGAACCGGGGUUAAGUCGGUAAAACCAGUUCCACUUUUCCCUAGAUUUCAUCUCACACACUCUGUCUUACACACACACACACACACACACGUACAGACCAUGGGCUUCCACACAUGCCUGGAAUAAACAGGAUUGAAUGGAUUUCUUGCUCAGAGGGGAUUUAAGCAGAGUGGUGGGGUGGGGGGAGGAAUAGAGAACAAAUGGGCACCAAUCAACAGCUGAGACUCUCAUGGCAUCUGUUCUCAAUUAUAGCUGUCAAGCAUUUGGCGAAGGGUUCGCGGCCAUCUUAGAUUAGUGAUCUCAAUCCACUGUGGAUGCUGUAUUUGGAUAAUUCAACACACAGCUAUGGCAUUAAAUUUAAACAGGUCACCGAGGGCCCAAUUUUCUAAGGGGAUUGUAGUUUUUAAAGCAUAAUGGUUCCAAUGUUCAGGCAGUCAGUCUCAUACACAGGCCUACAUGCCUUAUUAUCUGCCUCUACACUUAGCAAAGCCAUUUCAACGCAACACUACUAGAAAGGAGAAAUGGAUAUAUCAAGCUUUUAUAGAAUACAGUUAGGCUCAUUUGAAGCUCCUGUGAGGAGUUUUAUCUGUCAGAGCUGUGCUGGAAGAAGUCAUUUUGAGAGAUGGGUAUAGAGUAGUUUUAAAAAUCAGGACACAAAUAGCAGCUUAAUUAAACUAACAUUAGAUAAGGUCAGUAAUCUCUAAAAACUUAAAGCUAAGCAAGUGUUUUUAGUUCUUUUCUGAUCACAAUACCAUUUUUUGUCUUGAUAUCAGCUACAUCCACCUGUCAAGUCAAGGUAUAAUAUUUGUUUCAAGAGAUUAUAAGCAAUAAAUAAAUGAUAAAUAAUAAUUAGAAAUAAAUAAAUAAUCUUAAGUGGCAUGUAAAAGUAACAAAUCUGCCAUUGGGGUAAAUUUAACUUGCUCAAGUGGAAGAUUUUUUUUUACUAGUUGCAAACAACUCAAAUUUUUUUCUAUGCUUGUAGCACUUGAAACAGUGCAUUUAUGAAGACUUACCAGGUAAAUGUAGCUUAUAUGAUGUCUAAUUUUAUAUAUUUUGCUCUUUGGUUGGUUUGCUUUGACAAAUAAUCAUCCUUAUUGACUUAGCCCCUCCUAUCAUCCUACACUGAGACUGUCAGGUCACUGAGAGUUCAGUGUGAUCUGCUCUGUACACACUGACUGAAAACUAAUUAAAAGAAAUGUCAUGAGUCAUGUUGAAGAAGCUGUUGUCUGACGAAGCUAACUCUGGUGUAAUCGUGAAUAAUUUGAUUACUUUGUAUCAUCCAUCAAACUCUGGCUUUUAGGUUCACCUAACUAGCACUAAUAAAGCAGAAGAAUUAAAGCUGAGAGGAAACAGGUAUUCGUUUUUGUUCCAUGAAGAAGCUGAAUCUCUAUCAAAACCCAAGUAUUGACCUCCAAAAUACAAUUUAAAACCCUUGAUACAGAUUUGUGCUGUAAAACGAUUAAUUUUUCAAAGUUUCAGUUGAUCGCUAAAUCUGAGUAGUAAAUCACAACUGAUCAAAAUAUAAAUCAGGGCAACUUCCACUGUGAUUGGGUGGAUGUAUUUGGCAUAGUUUGGUGUUUUCUAAGCAGUAUGACACUGCACCAAUACAGACCCAGGAGGAUCCCAGUCUUAAUGUGCUAAAUGUGCUUUUUUUCAGUGUUGUCUCAAGCACACUUUCCUUGAGUCUCUGAUUAUUGGCUCUUUUUUUCUGCAUCUACAUAAAAGUGACUAAAUUUAGACAAAAUCUGCCCGGAAGAUCACAAAAUACUGAAUAUUUUUUCUUGUUAUUUUUCAGAUGGAGACCCCAGGCCUCCAGUCUUCCAUCAUGUGCCUGUGUGGGGCAGUCCUGACGGGUCAGAAUCCUACCUGACGUUGGCUUUAGAGGUGGCUCUGAUGGGUAUGGGCCAGCAGAGGAUCAUGCCUGAGGGCCUUUACGCGCAAGAUAAGGUAUGAUAGUCCUGAAUCAUUUACUGACACAUUGUUUAUUUUCAGCCAUAGUAUGUGAAAUACAGUAUAAUGCCAGUUUCUUUGAGAAUAAACUUCUUUUAGAGUUUUCCUCUGGGGAAACACUCUUCAUGUCUCUCCUGUUGCAUUUUAAAACAAGCAGUGUGAAUUUGCCUGCUGUCGCCUUGAAAGAAAAUCACUGUCAUUAAAGGCCAGUGUGAAGUAAUUGCUGUGCAGGGAGAGAGAAAAGGUCACAGCAUUUUGUUCCUCUGAAAAACAAGCAGAAAGCCAUUGUGCCUAGGUUCACUUUGAAUUAAAAUAAGUCCCAGAAAUGUGUCUUUGCUUGAAUGAUAAGCUGCUUUAGAGUGCUUAGCAUGGCGGCCAUGGACCUUUCUCUAAAGCCAUGGGAAAGUAUUCAUGCUUUAGACAAGGCAUGGUACUUACAGCAAGGUGAAUAAAUGUGCUUUGUAUGAGACUGAAAGGCUUGACAAAACAAACACAAAGCACAUAUAAGUACCAACGUAGGAGGAGAAAGUAUUUUUGAAGUAUUUAGGUCUCAAAUUGAUCACAGUUUGAAAGAAGUGAAAUGAAAAGCCAGCUCUGUCACGUGUCCUCCAACAGUCGAUUCAUACAGAUGAAAGUGUGUAAGGUAUUAAAACCCCCCACUGCUCCUUUAAUACCUCAAGCUCAAAAUCCCUUCUUAAAAGGUGUUCAAACUUCAAAGAUAUGUGCUCCUAUGAAACUGUUAUGAAUCUCAAGAUUUUUGUGGAUGUUCCUCUGCUAAUCUAACCUUUCCUCACGACUACUUUAAAUACCAAAUUCUAAUUUUAGUCCACAUGCAUAUGAAACCAGUUCUGGAGUGAACACUGGAAUGAUGGUGCUGCUCUUUUGAAGGAGUCUACUUUCAUAGUUUGUAGAUUCUUUCAGCAGACUUUCUCUUAGUUUUCAUUAAUACCAAACUUUGCAUGAAUUGUACGAUGGCAGUGACUACAAAGAGUGUUGUCCAUGUGUUCCAGGUGUGUCGUAAUGAGGAACAGAUUGUCGCUAAACUUCAAGAACUGGAGCUGGAUGAUCUCCUGGUCCAGACUCUUAGGAAACAGGCCAUACAGCUGCUAGAAGGUACAACAACAUCCCCUUCUUAAGAUGUUUUUUUUAAGCAUAUUUAUUAGAAGUAAGUACACUCAUCAAUAAUUUUGUUUCCUCUUUUCCAGCUGGUCCGUUCAGCGGUCUGGGUGAGGUCAUCCACAGGGAGAGCGUUCCCAUGCACACCUUUGCCAAGUACCUCUUCUCCGCUCUGCUGCCUCAUGAUGCAGACCUGGCAUAUAAGGUGGCUCUGCGCGCCAUGAGGUCAGUAUUUUUGUACGCUGGAGCAAUGAAAACAUCCAGAUACUACUGUUUUCAUGAUGUGAGACAGCCUCCCUGAGAAACAGAAAAAAUUGAUAAGACACUGACACUGAAAAUGAAAGGUGGUCUCUGUUUAAAGACAAAGUCAGAUCAAGACCUGUCUGCUAAAGACAAACUGUACUCUUGUAAUAAAACAACUAUAACAGUAUAUAAUAAUCAGAAUAUAGACACUAUCACUGUCCAUUCAACAGUGUUCAAAGAUGAACACAAAAUGUGCAAUGCAAUCUCAAAACAGUGACUUUAAAGCAGCUGGAAGGAGUUUUCAUUUUUCUGUUGGUUUUGGCUGCCACUAUGGACAAAAGCGGUGGUGUUUUACUAUUGUCGCAAAGACACUUAUCUGGCUGGCAUGUCAAGGCUCCAGAAACAAACUUAUUUUGUGAGCAGUUUGAGGCAACUUAUACUACAGGCCAAAAGUUUGGAAGGCUAUUACAGGCCGAACAGUUGGGAGUAACUUCAAGUUUUUGUUCACAAUGCUACACUCUGAAGAGACUAGAGGAACCUGGAAGUUAUGAUGAUAGAAAAAGACCUGGACGAAAGAGAGUUACUAUAAAAGCAGAGGAUAAACAUAGCAUUGUCACCAGUAAGAGAGAUCAAUGAAAGACAGCACCACAAAUAAGGGAGGAAAUCAACAUGACAAGGUCGAAACCCAUAUCUCUGACAACCGUGAAAUGACGUUUGAGAAAGGCUGGUCUGAAGGGUUGUGUAUCUGCAAAAAAACACUACUUCGUCCACAGAACAAGAAAAAGAGAUAUGAGUGGGCAAAAGCUCACAAAAAUUGGACUUAUGAUGACGAGAAACAAGUUUGCACUGUUUGGUUCAAAAGGCAGAGUCUAUGUCUGCAGACAAACUGGUGAACGUCUGAAAUGUGUUACACGCACAAUUAAGCAUGGAGGUGGUAGUUCCAUGGUAUGGGGAUGUUUUGCAGGUGAUAGAGUAGAAGAUUUGUUUAAAGUAAAGGGUAUCAUGAAGAAGGAACAGUACCACUCCAUCCUCCAGCACCAUGCUGUUCCAUCUGGACUCAGAUUUGUGGCUCAUAAGUUUGUUUUGCAGCAAGACAAUGACCCUAAGCACUCUGCCAACCUCUGUCAGGGUUACCUAGACAAAAAAGAAGAGGAAGGUGUUCUUCAAAAGAUGGUUUGGCCCCCUCAGUCUCCAGAUCUUUCUCCAAUUGAGCUUGUGCGGGAUUAAUUGGAUCGAUCGGUCAGAAAAGCGCGUCCCACGAAUCAGUGGUCUCUUUUUAAUGAACUUAAGAAAGCUUGGAAUGCAAUCCCUGCAACAUACCUUAAAAAACUUGGAACGAAUGCCUGGUAUAUGCCAAGCUGUUUUUAAAGCCAGAGGAGGUUACUUUAAAGAAAGCAAAGUCUAAGCAACAAUAACUCAAAUACCUAAUAAUUAUAGUCAAAAUGUCUUCUGAUAAGUUACUCUUUACACAAUAGUCAUGUUUAUUGUGUUGCAAAUUAUAUAUCUGAAACUAUGAUCUUUUUUUGUACAAAUCUGAUCUUGCUUCCAAACUUUUGGCCUGUAGUGUACAUUGUAAAUGUAUUUAAAAUGGGAAGCAAGUCUGGGUCAGCCCACCAUGGAGUGUUUUUGCUGAUGAUUUUAUUCUAAAUUUUUUUUUUCUUGUCAGACUGCCGGUGCUGGAGUCAUCAGCAGGCUCUGGAGAUGUGGGUCACCCUCAUCAUGGUAUCUCCAUAGUUCCCAGCAGAUACCCACGCUGGUUCACACUGGGACACCUGGAAUCCCAGCAGUGUGAGCUGGCCUCCACCAUGCUCACUGCUGCUAAAGGUACGGUCAACACACCUGCUUACUCACAGCUCAGACCACAAUAAGUGACAGUUUAUCCUUACUUGUCCGGUCAGUGCUUUUGUUUGUUAAUAAAGCUUCUCUCUGCCUCCAGGUGACAUGCUGAGGUUGCGGACGGUGCUGGAGGCAAUCCAGAAAAACAUCCACUCCUCGUCUUUAAUCUUCAAACUUGCCCAGGACGCCUUCAAGAUCGCCACGCCGGCCGACAGCCCACCUGACAUCACUCUGCUGAACGUGGCUCUGGAGCUGGGUCUGCAGGUAGGGAAUGUGUUAAAGCUGGAGCCAAAGAGUCAGGCGUCUUUUAUCAAGUCAUUUCACCACCAAUAAAAUCAACACAGCAGUCACCAGUCUUAACAUGCUACAGUUUUCACGGGCUUGUAAUUUCUGGCCUCCACAGCCUCACUACAAAUUAACAGAAAAAACAUCACACAGCGUUUUACCGUCCGCCAUGAGAAGAAACCACAUAAUUGAGCCUUUUGGGCUCUACAGUAAACACUGGAGCUCCUCACAUCAUGAAGACAGCAGAGUGGCUGCGGUCCAAUCCGCCUUUUUCUCCCUUUAUUUAGAGUUUCAGAUGAAUUCCUUUCAACAAAAAGUGCAAAAAUAGUAGAGGAGUCAGAAUAAGUCAUCUGUUUUUACAAACACAUGCUCAUCACUGGAGGAGACAUAUGGAUUUAUACUUUGUACACUUUGUACAUGAAAUUGAUGCUAAAAACACAGUUUUAUUCGAUUUUCGUAUCAAAUAAGAUCAUUUUGAGCUGGUAUAGCCUCAGACAAAACCCUCAUACAUGUGCUGUGUUGCAUCUCCUGAUAUAAAAAGUGGAGUUGCCAGAAAGGUCUCAUGCUGUGUGUGUGUGUGUGCUGCAGGUGAUGAGGAUGACUCUGUCCACUCUGAACUGGAGGAGAAGGGAGAUGGUUCGCUGGUUGGUGACUUGUGCGACUGAAGUCGGUAAGUAGUGCCUACUCUCAGACAUAAAACAACAACACUGUUUCUGACUCAACUGAAUUUUAAAAAACAUCUUUAGUCAGUUGAUAGCUACCUCCAACUUACUGACUUGAAUAAAUGUUAAUUUUGUGUAAAAAGCACAUAGCAACACAUUUUUCUUGUAACUAUACUCCUCAGAACCCAAGAAAAGUCAACAUGUUUAGCUUAAGUCCAUCCAGAUUCAGAUUCGGCCUCUCACUGAACUCCCGAGUGUUGAUGGUGGUGAUCACUGUGCUCAGCAUUUUCUUUGAACACUGACAUCACAAUUAUACCUCUUUUUCCCCUAUCAGUCUCUUUUUUCAAACAUCAGAAUAAACUGAUCAAGUUCCUGUUCUCUCUGAGAUCAUUGAUUGUCAUUUAAAAACAGGAAGUGUAAAAUCCUCUCCGUCCCCCUCAGGUCUGCGGGCGUUGGUGAGCAUCUUGCAGAGCUGGUACACUCUCUUCACACCCACCGAGGCCACCAGCAUCGUGGCAGCCACCGUCAUGUCCCACAACACCAUCCUGCGCCUCAGUCUGGACUACCCCCAGCGAGAGGAGUUGGCCAGUUGUGCCCGGACCCUGGCCCUGCAGUGUGCCAUGAAGGACCCCCAGAACUGCGCCCUGUCUGCUCUGACACUCUGCGAGAAGGAUCACAUCGCGUUCGAGACAGCCUACCAGAUUGUUAUUGAUGCAGCGUCCACAGGGAUGACCUACUCCCAGCUGUUCACCAUCGCCAGGUACAUGGAGCACCGUGGAUACCCGCUACGCUCCUUCAAGCUGGCCUCCCUCGCCAUGACACACCUUAACCUGGCUUACAACCAGGACACUCACCCCGCCAUUAACGAUGUGCUCUGGGCCUGCGCGCUCAGCCACUCGCUGGGGAAAAAUGAGCUUGCAGCCAUCAUCCCUCUAGUGGUGAAGAGCGUGCACUGCGCCACGGUGUUGUCUGACAUCCUACGUCGUUGCACCAUGACAGCGCCGGGUCUCGCGGGCAUUCCUGGGAGAAGGAACUCUGGGAAGCUAAUGUCAACGGACAAGGCGCCACUACGGCAGCUCCUUGACGCCACAAUUUCAGCAUAUAUCAACACCACGCACUCCCGGCUGACGCACAUCAGCCCGCGGCACUAUGGAGAGUUCAUAGAGUUCCUGAGCAAAGCGCGGGAGACUUUUCUGCUGGCGCAGGACGGACACAUUCAGUUCGCCCAGUUCAUAGACAACCUGAAACAGAUCUACAAGGGCAAAAAGAAACUGAUGAUGUUGGUGAGGGAGCGCUUUGGCUGACCUUACCCUGCCCUCACAGGGACCCUCCUCUAUGGGAAGUAGUUAAACUUAUUUGUUUCUAUUUAAGGUUUUUGAAUUCUUUGUAUUUUUACUUCUUUUGUUGAGCCAUUCGUUGACUAAGUCUUAAAUAUUUUUUGUCCUGUUUUGUUGUUUUGUUUCUUGAAUGUGAACCAGGAAGUGUUCGCAGUGCAUUGCUCUACUUUAUUGAGACUGCAGGAGAGGGGAAGCGGCUUUAAAUGUCAAAGAAAAAGGAGGAACAAAGCCUUUUUUUACCCUCUUGUUACUCGUGUUCAAACUUGUAUGAAAAAGUUGAAAGAUUGUGAUGAAAAAAAAACAAAAAAAGAAACUUUUGUUUUGCAGUGGCACAUGUCGAUUUAAAAACCAAAAGCUUUUGUUGGAUGGGGUACUUACUUUGAGCCAGAAGACACUUUCAGCUGGUGUUAGGAGGAGAAAGAAGAAAAGAAGGAAGGAACAUGUCAUUCCAAAAAGCGAGGAAAAACUCACUGAGGUCGAAAAAACACUCAUAGUGUUACUGUCAUACCUCGACUGUAUUAUUUGUCAGCUUUAACUUAUCAAUCAGGAAUGGCCUCUUGUUUCCUUUAGGGCAUCUUAGAGUAGAGAGGGAUGAAAACAGAAACACACUCGUGCGGUUUCUCUGAAACAACAGGUUUAAAAACCUGACUAAAGCCACUGUAGACUAGCUCAUACCCUCCUCGCCCGCUGGUCAGAGCUUUUCUUGAUCAAUGUCUCCAGAAGAGGAACCAUGUUCCUUCACAGAGUGCAUGUUUUCAACUCCAGACGCCUGAGAGCGACCAUAGUCAGACUGUUCUAGCUAAAGUAGACUAGUUGAGGCUCCACGUGCACAUAUAUAUUCACACAGUGUAUCUCUUUUGUCCUCCUUGAAGCUGAUUAAUAAUGACAUAACAUGACUGUGAUGAAAGGUGGACUCACAGUAUUCUCAUCUCCAGACACCACUGUAUCGCUAUUAGUGGCCAAAACCUUUGAAAUCUCUGGUCCUUUUUCACCUGCUAGAUCGAGAAAUAGUCUAAAGCAAUAUAAGUCAUGUCUGUGCUUCACUUCUAUCACCUAGCGGCAUUAACGUCACCUUCUUGCAUUCAGUUAGGAAGCUUUGGAUCAUAACGGCAGAUUGUAAAUGCCUGUAGCUAAUGUCCCUUUUCUUUUUCAGGAACAUGAGCAGGAGCUGAGGAACAUUUUCAGCCGUCAUAGUUUUCUUAAACUUUUAAUACGUACGGUGUACUGCAUUUGACAUGAGUAUGCAGUCGGCGUUUUCGAAUACAGCCAUCAUGUGUUCGGCUCGUUUUCUAGCAUUCCUCACUGCUCUUUAGUGACCAAAAAUCAACAGUUCUUGUUAGUUUCGUUAUGUUUGGAUUUAUUGAGACAAAAACACAACAAAAGGUAAACAUUUUUAAUGUAAAGACAGGACUUCUGCUUCAGUGGCAUUUCCUGGUUCUUGUGAUGGAAAAGGGCUGUUAGCUACGAAAGCGGCUUCGCUGCGAAUGCUACUUGUUGUGAUCUUUCUGCGUGGACAAGUGGCCUUGUCUUUGCAGAUACACAGUGCAACACAAACACAACAAAGUACUGUAUGUUUUAUGACUUAAUCGUACAUUUUAGAGACCACAUGCCUUGGCACAUAAAGUUCUUUCUUCUAAGCGUGGGGCGUUCGUGUUCCCUUUUCUUACCCAGUAAAGAAGUGUUGUUGUUGUUGUUCUUAACGGCAGUACACAGAACAGCUUGAAUCUUUACUGGUUGGACGUAACGUCAUCAUACAAGCACUUCACACAAAUACCUCUUCAGUACGUUCCUGCCUGCUUCAGCAUUUAUUUAUUGAUUGUUUGGUGACUUUGUAUGACUGAUAUGGAUCGCAGACACACAAACACAACACCGCCGACGAGUCAGCCCGUCGACCGCCACAGAAGUAAAGAGAAAAGGGUUUUUUAUUUGAAUGGAGGAACAUUUUCUUGUCUGCUUUUACAUUCCACCACAAGAGCUACCUUCACCCUCUACCCGGGUAGUCAGUCACAACUCUGGGCCUUUUGUUGAUCUGAAGAAAUGCAGAUAGAAGAAUGGAUAAAAAAAAAAAAAAGGAAAACUGAGCAUAAGAAAGAAAAGAGAGGCUAAACUCAGUUCUCAGGGACAUCACUUAAAGAAACAAAACAAAAAGUAGUAGCAUUAAGCAUUUAAGAUAUUGUAAAUAUUAAAGUGUCAAUUCAGAAAAUUGUAAAGUUAUAAUUAUUUAUGAUAAGUAUGUUGUAUGAUUUCUUUAUUUUUAUGUUCUUUUGUUUGUUUAUGGCGGGGGUGUACUUGAACUGUUGUGGGCGGGGAAUUAGACAGCGUUUUUUGUAAGACUUCAAGGCAUUUCUCAGGUGCUCCUGUGUACAUUUCUUUCUGUUUGUUUUUGCUAUGAUAUCUAUUUUUAUUUAGUUUUUUUAUAUAUAUUUUGAUUUGCAAAGAAAAGAAAUCUGUGUUCCUAAAGGAAGCAUGUCAUUUGGCUUUGAGGAGGAUGAGGAAAGCAUUCAUUUGUAAACAGUUUAAACCUGACUAUGCAGAACCACUUCGAUGGUCUUGUCACCUCUUAAAAAAGCCCCCAAAAAGCUUUCAGAGGGAGAAAUAAAGUGGACUGAACCAUUUUUAAAGGUGGUGGUGGGGGCGGGGGCAAAAGACAAGACCCAGCAUGCUUGUGUGUUCAUGUUGCCUAUCGGCCAGCCUGCAUACGCUGCAGCAUUUAGAGGAGGAAGAAAGAAAAUGUUGGGAAAUGCCUUUGUGACCGAUCAAUGUACAAAGUUUAUUUUUCGCUUUACUCCAUUUUUGGUUUGAUUUAAUCAGGACUCAAGCCUUUAGUGUCUUCUCAGAUGUGUCGAACAUCGACGCCGCGGUGAGACAGAACAAAACACAAAUGUCAUUCAGAAACAGCCACUGAGUGAACAAAGACACGGCCUGUGGAUGACCUUGUGUUGUUUUUUGUUAAUGCUUCUCUCCUCAGCCUGGAAACUGGCUGACUUCACCUCCUCUGUCUCAUUAUGAUUGUUUAUUUCUUAUCUUCAGCUCUUCAUCACUUCCUCCUCUCUCACAUAGGGAGGAUUUUGGUUUGAAGCAUUGAAAUGCCAGUGAACAGCUCUCUACUGUUGUCAAUUUUAAAAACCACUCCAUUCUUUUGAGGCGCUUUAGUCAACCUGUGGACAUAAAAAAAGUGGAUUUUCCUCUAAAAUUGAGAUUAAAAAAAUCUAAUUUUAUUUGGUUGCUACUGCACUAGCAUGAUGAGGCUUUUUUUGUCUGUACACGACAGAGGGACAUGAUUACCUAGAUUUUUAAACUUGAAAGCUGCCUUUACGUGAUGCAUUCACUGACAGCAUUACAACAAAGAAGUUCAAACUGUUGUUCAGCCAGUUCCUGAGGUUAUUUCCUUUUUCUUUCUUUAUGUUUUUGUUCUUUCUUUCUUUCUUUUGUAGGAGCGUACUAUUUGCUGGUAGAGAUCUAGUUCACCUACUGUUUCCCAGUUUGCUUUGUUUUGGAUUCUCUCUAAUGUAAGGGAAAUUUGAAAGUGUUUGUUGCCUCUUUGUGCUACUGAUUAUGAAAAGGUAUUUCCAGUAUUUGUUGCCACAGAAGUAUGAUAGCUUAUCAUCAACACUUGUUUUUGUUUGUUUUUUUUUUUAUUUGUAAUUUUUGUGCUACUUCUUGAGCUACUGUCUAUAAAGCGAAAAUUUAUUACUAUUUAUGUAACGCUACUACCAUUUUAUAUUGAUUUGUGUUGGAAUCUCAGUGCUUUUCUAUGAAUAAAGUGUGAAACACGUUAAAAAA
Messenger RNA from Xyrichtys novacula (pearly razorfish), 85334 nucleotides. Lineage: Eukaryota; Metazoa; Chordata; Actinopteri; Labriformes; Labridae. The record is from the annotation of a GenBank genome assembly.